AUGCCUUCCUCCUCAAAAAAGUACGGGCCUAUCACUCUGAAUUGUGAUAUGGCACACCACACCGUUAGUUUAGGGGAUUGUAGCGGUCUUUCAUGAAUCAUUCGGGGGUUAUUUUGAGCCCAGUAGCGGAAAUUUUUCUUAUUCACAGCUCCACUAAGAUGAAAAUGUGCCUUGUUGGUACUGACGCUUCUGACGUUGUUUGUUGUUCAGGAGCGGCUUGACAAGAGGAAUACGACAUCUGAAGCCCAUGUCCAGGAUCCGUCUGUGUGUGUGUCAUGGGCAUGAAGGGGUGCUGCCCAGAGACAGCACUAUCCUUUUAAAUGUAGGAACCAAUUUAGCAAAGAAUAAAUGCAAAAGGACACAAUGAAUAGUGCAAAUAAAGAAAUAUAUAUUAAAGAGAAUCAAAGUACUAAAAGAUAACAAAACAACAUAUAAUAUAUACAAAGUCACAGAACAAAUGUAUAUAACAAUAUAGGAUAAGCAUGAAUAGUGCUGGCAGUGAAUACUUAAACAGUCCUUUACUAGUGGUGCCUGCAGGAUUGUGCAGGCACAAUCCAGUAAUAGGUAGGGCACAGAUCCAGAGUUCACAAGGCAGAUAUACCAGGAAGCAAGACCAGAGGCAAAAUAAAUGAACCGGGCUGCAGGGUCAAGAUCACUGGCAAUAAGGCAGCUAACACGGUACCAGAACACAGGAGCACACAGGAACGAAGACCAGGAGGACACAGGAACGAAGGACCAGGAAAUGCAGGAUACAGGGCCAAGGAACAACAUGCAGGAUCAAGGAGUCAGGAGUCAGAAUCACAGGGAACCAGGAACCGGGGAAACAGGAGACAAGAGACAAUGGUCUGACAAGGAGUGAGGGGAGAAACCAAACUAUAUAGGUGCUAAACAAGGACCAGGUGAAGUGCUAAUGAAAAGAAAUUAGAAACAGUGCCAAACAGAGAUAGUGGUGUGAAUGGGUACUGCACAAGGGAAUGUCAACUAAGGGGUGUGUCGUGACAGUGUGGUGGCUCUUGAUGCACUGACUCCAGCCUCAGUCCACUACUUGUGAAAGUCUCCAACACUUUUGAAUGGCGCUUUCCUGACAAUCCUCUCCAGGCUGCGGUCAUUCCUGCUGCUUGUGCACCUUUUUCUUCCACACUUUUCCCUUCCACAUAACUUUCUAUUAAUGUGCUUUGAUACAGCACUUUGGGAACAUCCAACUUCCUUUGUAAUUUCCUUUUGAGGCUUUCCCUCCUUAUAGAGGGUGUAAAUGAUGGUUUUUUGCACAACUGUCAGAUCAGCAGUCUUCCCCAUGAUUGUGAUUCCUACUGAACCAGACUGAGAGGCCAUUUAAAGGCUCAGAAACCCUUUGCAGGUGUUAUGGCUUUUUAGAGUGGGACACUGUGAGCCUGGAAUAUUGCACCUUUUCACAAUAUUCUAAUUUACUGAGAUUGUGGAUUUGGGGUUUUCAUGAGCUGUAAGCCAUAAUCAUCGCACUAAUGACCAAUCACAGCUUGAACUAUCUUUCUUUGCAUGUAAUGCGUCUAUCUCAUAUAUUAGUUUCCCCUUUUACGUCGCAUUACUGAAAUCAAUGAACUUUUGCACGAUAUUCUAAUUUUUCGAGUAUCACCAGUAUAAUGUGUUUGGUUGUACUCUGUGUAGCCCCGUCCUGCUUGGCUUUCUUCAAGGAAAAGGGCUGUGAUCCGCAGUGGUACAGUGGUGGUGUGGUGGAGAUUCAUACUCACUGGCGGUCCAACAGGGAUUAACUGUACCUGGUGGUCCAACCUUUACAGUACCAACUGACCACCAGUGAACUUAGUGUCCCUCCUCCCUGGUAAAGGACCAAUUUAAAAAGCGGCAAAAUCCACACACAGCAUCCACUAUACACAUACUGCAUCCACGAUACGCACACACUGUAUCUACUACACACACUAUACGCACACAUUGUAUCCACCCUUACCCAUGAAACCAUUUAGCCAAGGAUCUCAUUUGUGGUCUGUCUCCACCAGUUGCAUGCUCAGUUAUGACAGGGAAUAGUUAUGCAACAACAAAGGCUACAUUUCUUCUUUAAGUUCACGCUAUUGUUUAAUUGAUUUUUGGUGUCACCUUUAUAAAAUUUAAUAAAGUAAAUACUCUUUUUCCAGGUUUCAUUAAAAAUUAAACAAAUCUAUGCUUGAAGCCUCCUGCUCCUGGCAUAUAUUAAUUAUGAAUGAGAUUACAUAUUAACAGAGGAGCUUUCCAUUAGCAAAUCAGAUUGAUUUAAGAAGUUUGUUACGCAUGAACAACUUUAAAUUUGACAAUUCACUAACAAUCCACCGAGCCUCUGGCAUGACUUAGAUCUGGACCACCAUCGAUAGGCCAUGCCAGUUAGUCAAUGGAUGCUGUAACCUGCAUCUCGUAUCAUGCCUAAUCAGCCUUUGACUCUCUGCUAGGUGACUGCAGCUAUGCUGUCAUUGUCAAGCUUUUACCUAAAUAAUAAACCUGGCACAGGUUGAUAAAUUACUAUUUCAGAUCCCUUUAAACCCAUAAAAUCAAGAGACCUGAACCUAAAAAGCUGUGUUAUUAAUAUAUACCCUCAUCAAUAUGUUUGCAAGAUAGUGAGAUGUUUGCAGUUAAUUGUGUGCAUUACAAGAACUGCCUUUCAUACAGAAACAGCAUAUUGACUUUACUUGAAUUUACACGGUGAGAUUAGGAAACAGUGUGAAAAGCAUGUGUAUAAUCUGGUAAACAUUAUUUGCAUUUGUCACUAUUUUCAUUGUUGAGUGAGUGAUUUGGGGGAGCUGACUUGCAGUCCAAGAUUUUUUUCUCUGAAUCCAUGGAGCACUCUCUAUAUAAGGGAAACAUCUACUCAUUGUAAGAAUACUCCAUAAUACAUAUAUUAAUUUGGUCACUGAUUCAUUUCUAGCUGUUGAUGUCUGUGCGAGGCACUUUAACCCCUUAAAGACACAUGACAUGGGCAUAGAACUCAUCAGGAUUAAUUUGGAUCCAGUUUGGAAAUUUAUAGAGGAAAAUAAAUCCCAUGAAUAAUAUCCAAAAUAAACCUUCCAUAUUGGCCUGAUAUUUACCAUAUGAUUUUCUACAUAUUGACCUUAAUGAAUACAUUUGUAUUGUGUGCUGAAUGUGCACAUGGAAUGCUUAAUUAUUCACAAAAAAAUUAAAAGUAAUAUUGUUUUUGAUUUUCUUUUCAGGAAAAACAUAAUUUAGAAGUGGUGAUGGCUCUUCAGGUAAAUAUGUACUUCUUAUGUUAAAUCUAGUUUUGACAGAAUCAUCUGCUAUUAAAAUAGCACCUUAAGUACAUCGUAGUGACUACACUCCCAGAAGACUUUGGUGGCUGAGCCCUAUUUUUGCAUAAAGCCAUAGCCACAAGUGCUGACAGAUAUCUGUAACUGCAAUAGUGGAUAGUUAUCUUUUUCCGUCUGUUCGAAAAAUGCCCACUUGUGAGUAUUAUAAUAAUAUGAAGAUGAGUGUGAAGCUAGGGGAUUAAACAAUAUUAUAUUAAUAGAAAGGAAGAAAACAUCUUGAUGUCAACACAUUUAAAUAUAUUAAAUUAUAUUUAGGAUCCUCCAUGACCUGUAUACACAUUUAUAUGAAAUCAUAGGGAACUAUAGAAAUAUUCUAAUAAUAUAUUGGGUCAACUAAAUGUCCAAAAAUGAGUUUAGUGAUUUUAAAAAUUAUCUAAAUCUUAGUUUGGUUAAAUAAGUUUAGCCUUCUAUAUGUCAAUGCCUAUAUUUCUGAAAUUUGCUGUAAUGAAUGUCACUCAUUGGUAAAAAGGAUAAUACUGUAAUGUUGUCAGUCAUUUAGAAAUCCACUUUCAGAGAAAGCUGAGAAAAACAGAACUGUAAAGGGCAAGGCCAAUCCAAAAACAAAGAAACUUGAAAAAUGUGAUAGUUCCAAUUACAUUUAUUCCACAUCAAAAAAACGUGGCAACAUUGCAGCUAAUGUUAAAUGGAAGUGAAAUGUAUAAUUUUGAUACUUUCAAUUUUAACAUUAAAUAGAACAUUUAAAAUUUGCUUGGCCAUCACAUAUACUUCUUCAAAGAACACAUUUAUGACUAGCGGGUAGUUGGAAAUGACUUCAGAAGAUACUGCAGAGCUUAUCAAUUCUGUUGUUUGCCAUGGAUACAAUAACCAAUAUACAUUUCAUCUGCAGUGUCAUCAAGUAUUGUUUGUGUCCAGUAAUGUUUUUCCAACACAUAUUGUCCGAAAAAUUAUGCAGCUGUUUAUUAAAUCUGUCAUUUUUUUCACCUGUUGCUUUUUUUAUACCCUAACUAUCAUUUUUGAAAUGACACAGUUGUUUGACCAGUUUUUCCCCCCAACAGAAUAGUGUUCGUUUUCAUUUCUCUCUUUUUCUGCCACUCUAAGUUUGGUGGUCUUCUGAAAUGGAAGUUUCUGUGAAAACCUGUGCAAUUUACAACAAAGAAACCAUCACUUAAUAAAAUAUGAAAUAUGAAUGAAAUAAUUUAAGGACUAUUUAGAAUACUUUGAUAAAUAUCCCUCAGCCCUAGCCAAUCGCAUCCAGUCGACGCACAGCAGAUAUUAAGGAUCAUUUUGUCAAAAACAGUUAUAAAGUUACGUGCAUUUUGAACCUUCAUAUAUGUUGUUAAAAGCAAUAGAGAGAGUUAGAGUCACUAGAAGAAUAGAAAGGACAAAGAAAGGUAGGGGUUAGUGGUUUAGGAUUAGAAAUAAUAAUUGUGUCUAUUAACAAACACAUACAAACAAUUUAAUUUCCUACUGAGGGUAGAUGAUAUAUUUAUCUGUAUUUUUUUUCCAGCAUUUUUAUAUAGCAGUUUAGCUAUGUGUUACAAAUAAACCACACAUUGAGCUAUAAUAAAACAGAUUUGUAUGAUUCUAUUUGCACAAAUAAAUGAACAUUGUUAUAAUAUGUACUAAAUAUGUUUUUGCCCAGUCUGUUAUUGUGAAUACAGCAUGUAUUUAGUGAAUGCCCGCUCCCACAGAUUUUGUUCAUAAAUAUUUUUUUCACAAGAAUAAGUAUUAUACAAGCGUUCUGCAUAUUUAAACAUUAUAUUUUCUGACAGGUGGGAUACAAUGAAGAUGCAGAGUUUCACAGACAGCAGCCAACUAAGAGAGUCUCAUUUCAUCUUCCUGCUACUUUAACGGAAACACCACAUCGGGAUCCAUUUAUCCAGAUAUCACCCAUGCCUGAUAAUACAUUAUUAGCUGUUGGUCAAGAUGGCCUGAUCUCGGUCUGGACAUCGGAGCUUAAACUGAAGAAAAAUCGAUUUAUUCUGGUAAAUAAGACAAUGGUGGUCAUGUAAUUGUCACAUUCGUUUUUACGCUGGCUCCAGUUUUGUGCCCAUUUGUCAUUUUUUUAUGUAAAAAUGUUACUUCACCCUUCAUACAAUGAUUACUUUUUUCCCAACACUUUUUAUUCUUUUUCUCUGUUGUCUUUUUUUAUUCCUUCUUUGAUUAAUUUGCUCCUUUUUUUGUUUCCUGCUGAUUUUACCACUUAUUGCAUGCACAAAAUAAGACAAAUAUAAUAAAUAUUACUUGGAAAGAAAGAAAUAUUAGAAAUGUGAAAGAUAUUUUUUAUUCUGUAAACAAAAAAGAACUGGAAUGGAACAGGAAAAUAAAAUGACCAAAGAGGGGCAGUAAAGAAUAUUCUGGCACAAUUAACGGAAUGAAAGCACAUUUGAUACAUAUAUAUAACCCUUGACCCUUGUUGUUUAAACAGAUCUUGCCCUGCCUUGGGGCAUGUGUAACUCUAGAGAAGGUAAGUAAAAGGGAACAGAGAAGAAGGCUAGAAAACUGGGCAUUGAUAUUGAAUUGAACUAAACACAUAAAGAAAAGUUCAGUUAAAGUGUGCGCCAUGGAAUAGACAGUAACCAAAAGCCUUAAUUAAAACUGUGUUAUUAAGUGUUGCUACCAUUGUUGCUUUGUGUAUGUGUUGUGGUGUGAGGACCAGAUUAUCUGGUCUGGGUUGUGUUCAGUAUUGCCAGAGGCAAUAAAGCCUUUGAAUGCAAGUGUGAUGCACAUGCUCGCCAUUAGUAACACUAUCUCAAACAAUAAUUCAAUGACAUUAAUUACCAUAUUCUUCAUUGGAUGAUUCCCUAACCCUUAAUUUAUCUCAACAUGUAUAAUUUGAUCUCUAACAUAAAAUUUAAAUGGAGACGUCUUAUUACCCAAUUAAAAGGAUUGCUAACAAGUCAAAGCACAGAAUGAUAAGAUUUCAAUGAGACUUUGGUUGUUUUACAUUCUUCUUAUUAGUAGUAGUAGUAUUUAUAGAACCAACAUGUGUUAUUAAACACAUACUUGAAUUUUGUUUACUUUUGAAGCUGUACAUUUUUUAUAGUUUUCAAGUUGCUAUGUGCUAGGUGUGAGAGAUUUGUUAUGAAACUGUCAAUGGUUAACUUUGUACAUUUACUGUACUGUGAUCCUAAAUGCCUACCGAAUGCUACCAUAAUUCAUACAUUUUAAUAGUUUGGUCAUCAUUCAAAUUAAAACAGUCACAUUUGGUUCUUUGCAUAUUUUGCAAAGACCCUCGAAGGUGACAUGUCCGAUUAAGGUCUGCUUGCUGCGGAGUGCAGUGGAAAGUAGAUGUACUUACUGAAGCUGUCCCUUGCGGCAUCUACCAUUUCAUCUAGGGGGCCCUUUUAAAUGCAGACCAGGUGCUGCGGCUUAUGGUAUCUUUGGAUUGUGUUGGAAUGUCAAUGAAAUUACAAUGCAGACAGAAUGAGCGUUUCAUAAAGAUUCUAACUUUAUAAAAUAGUCAGAAGUAACAGUGCCGCUUCAAAGAAGAAUGUCUCUCUGUAUAUACAAGAAUUAAUAUGGAGUAGAGUCUAAUCUAAGCAUUUCAUUUAAAUAUAGGUAAUGGCAUACUAAUUAUUCCCUAGCUGAUGACAGUUGUGAGGAGAUAAAAAGGGGUAAAACAUAAACCAUCAUCCCAUAGUACACAGGGUGACAGCACCCCGAGCAAUUAUUGUGCCGUUGUGUGUUAUGAUCACUGUUUUAGCAAUAUUUGUAAGUCUGUGUGAUGACAACAAAAGUAAAAGGUAUAGGGCUGAUUAGAGUGAUUUCUUAAUAAAUGGAUAUAUUUUCACUAAUUUCAGUACCCUGUAUCACUAAUAGGAUGAACACAAACAACCGAAUAAAAAAGUAAAAUGGAUCGCCGACUCAACUCUUAUGGUUCAAUACAAUAAGCUCAUUAUUGGGACAUGGUAAGAGCUCUGGUAUUUUAAAUGGAAUUUAAGGAAUAGCUAAAGUAAUAUAUGCAAAUUAGGAUUGUGCUUUUUAGUUUGUUGGGUUUAUCUUGGAGUACGGAUGUGAAUUUCGAUUUACACCUAUCACCUAGUCUUUUGCCUAUACUGCUACAUUUAUAAGUUGAUUAAUUUUUCUGUGCUCUGACAUGCUGUGCGUACACACAAUACAGUCAAAACCAUGCACUGAACUUACGUACCUAUAUUAUUCUAAGGCCAGGAAGAGGGAACACCAUACCUCUCAAGUGUCCCUAUUUAGGAGUGACAGCUCUUAUUUUGGGUCCAAAUACCUCUGUCCCCAUUUUCUGUCCCAAUGUCUGACUUUUCUAGGAGUUCAAUAUUGUUGGUGUAUCGGAGUGUAUAGCAGAGCUCCACAGUAAAUCUACCAGUAAUGUGAUGGUAACUUACAAUAAAUGUAUUUAUAAAUUAGUCUGUGUAAAUAAGGUACAUUUGCCUCAAUUUUUUUAGUUUGAAUCAGCACCAGAAAUUAUUCCAGUCUUUUCAAAAACCUUUUCAGAUUUAUGUACAAAAGUUUAAUGGUGACUUCUGUAGAUAAUUUGAAUAGUUUUUUUCCAACGGAUUGUAAUAAUUUCUGAUGUGGAUUAAAAUUUAAAUUAAGGCCAUUGUUUUUUUUCGUUUUAAUUGCAUAUAUAUGUACUUAGAUGGGAACUACAUUUUUGCAGAACAACCCUGUCCAUUUACACUAGAGAUGUGCACAAAAACUUGAAGUUCUUUUUAGAAAUUCUUUUAGUGCAUUUUUUUCUUUUUUCCCCCCAUUUAUGCCAACAGUUACUUACCUAUUUGGUUUGAUAAACAUUUGGCAAAAUUAUAUUUUAUUGAAUAAUGUCUUUAUGGCCCACUGACUGCUAGCGCUGGGGGAACAAGCGUUAUCCUAUCCAUGUGCCAACUGAAAUGUAAAUGUAAACAAAACACCAAAAAUAAGCCUGGGGUAUAUCCCCCAGUGGUCCAAGGGGGGAUUAGAGGGUCUGUGGAUCUGUGAGUCUGUGAGGAGGGUUCUCAGAACCAGGAGCCUGGCCGCUUCUCCUGGCCUUCCGUGCACCUACCCCAGUAGGCCUCAGAUCCGGGUAAUGGUAAAUUCCGCAGCAACUUGUGUAGAACCAAGCCAGAAGCAGUGUGUGCAGGGUGUAGGUCUGCCUCCUACCCCCACCUGUGGUCUGCGGUUGGGGGCUAUUUGUUAUUAAAGGGGGACAUAGAAUUCCCCCAGCCCAGCCUCUACACAUAAGUGGUGGAUGGGAAGCUCUAAUUAUAAUACCUACUGUCCCCACAGCCCCAACCCCUUACCUCCCACCAAAACUGUCUAUAAGUUUCUCCCCCGGUGGUCCCAAGCCACUACCUUCUCUCCCUCAUGCUAAGUUUGAUGUAAUUAAGAAUACGAAUGCACAUGCCUACAGGCCAAUCCAUCACUUACACCCUUUAAAUCAAAGUGUCCCUCUUAGUCAGUUUGAAAUAUUGGCAAGUAUGGAAUGCCAGUGCAAAAACGGUCUCCAGUUAGGAAAAUCAUUUUUCUUUAAAUAUCAUUUUAGAUUUAUAACAGUUUGAUUGAUUGAUCAUUUCAUUAUUUUCUUUCAAAAAUAUUUUAACAGUUUAUUUAGAAUUAAGUGCAUGAUUUUUGCAACCAUUCCAUAUGUAUAUUUAUUGCUCUUUAGGGUUUGCGGGCUUGGAUUCUUUCAGGCGGCUUUAAUUUAUUUUAUAGUGAGUGUAUAAACAUAUAUACAUUUAUAUCUGUUUGCAUUGGGGAGUGACCAUAAUCUACUCUGCUUCAUGGGAGCUUCAUUGAGAGAACUGAGAACUGGAGAAGGAAUUAGGCCUGUGGAUUUUUUCCCUCUCAGUAUACAGUAAAAGGAACUUGCCUUGGUUCACAGCAUCCAACACUGGAAGACUUACACCGGGGCUCAAUAUGCUCUUAAUCUACAACCAUAUUUAAUUCCAUCUUUCUAUAUUGUUGAUGACUUUACUUUGCCUUUAUUAAUUCUCUUUUAUUUAUUGUAUUGUGAUUCUCACAGACUGAUUUUGUUUAUUUCUGACAUACUUGGAUGUUGGCCCCAUACUUAUUAAUAUGCACAACACAAUGUCUUUGUGUCUAAGUUUAUUUUGUGAGUGCAUUAGAAAAUGUAUUUACAUUUUAUUAAAAAAAUGUUGAACUACAAUUUCCUUUAUUGUCUGGCCAUCAAAGAAUUCUGGGAAAUGUAGGCCAUCAAUAUUUAAAGAAAAUAAAAUAAAAAUAGUUUAGUUUGCUGCACACCAAUUUUUUUUUUUUGGUCACAUUUUGUAUUUCUUUGUGAUGCAUAUCUUUGUCUGUUUUUAGAGAUCUUAUUUUAGUAUAUAUUAACCCCAAACCAUUUCCUUUAUAUUCUCCUUCUCCUCAUCACAUUAUAUAAAAGAUGACCAUCGAGUGUCAGUUUACAUGGGGCAUACUCUGGUUCCUGUAUACACCUUGCUUCCAGGGUAUAGAGAUAAAUAAGAAGUAAAAGAAGUGCAUGCUGAGAAACAUUAUCAUUAAUAACUAUCAAAUUGUUUUAUUAUUUAUUAUCAUUUUAAAACAUUUAUAUUGUUAGUGACCGAGAGAUACGUCUUUAUGAACUUUCCAACUUUGAACCUUAUUGUCAAAUUGUUGGCCUGGAAACACUGCCACUUCAUUUAGGCUACAGGUAAUUGGAUUUUGUUUACUAUUUUUAAUAAAUGUGAACCACAGGCAUAACCCGCCUCCCCCCCUAAAAAAUAGAUUAGCUGUAUUAUACAAAUCAACAUAUUGUAUCUAAUGUGAGCUUUAUAAUUAGUGUCUAAUCAAUAACAUUAAUUAACAGUAAUUUAAUACUAUUUGCAGAUAGUAAUGACCCUGUAAAAGCAUGGCGGGUUCAUAUCAGAGGUACAGAAUUUGUAAACAAGUGCUGGGCCGCAUAUUAAAAGGUUACUAUAACCCUUUUGAGAGGGGGGCUUUUCUGGUGUAAUAUGCACUAUAGGGCAAUGUGGGGUCUCCACUCUCAAUUCACUGUAAAACCUGUAAAAAAAAAAAAAUAGGUUUUACUUAUCUGAUAUUCAGCACUGGGCAAAGAUCUGCUUUUCUGAGCCCCCUCCUGACGUCAUUGGGACUGCACGUUGAAAGCUGCAUGAGAAGCCUGUGAUUGGAUCAUUUCGCCAGCUGAGAGCACAUGUGCGUGCUCCAGGCCAGCGAGGGGAGGGAGUCGGAGGGAGCGGAGGGUUUUUAAAAAACCAAACACCAGAGCUGCAUGGAGGGAGGUGGGAUGGUGGGAGGGGAGAGCUACCUUCUCCAUACAGGAUGUGCCUGCAUGGAGAAGAUUUUAACAUCUGUUGACAGCUGACAACAGAUGUAAUUUAUGCACAGAAUUGACAUUAGGCAGCCUGAAACCAAUGUCACAGCAACUAGUCCCCAGCACACCAUUAAAACACUGCACAUCCAGAAUCCUACCACCAUGACCACUUCAAAUCGGUGAAGAGUUUAUGGUGGUUGGAGUAACCUUUUAAGCAAUCUAUGCUAAAAUUAGGGAGGCGGCUACUCUGUCUACUGGCAAAUCCAGCCCUCCACAUAAGCACUAACAUUGCUACUUUUUUUACACCUAUUAUGUCUUCAUGUAUUAUCAAUGGUUGUAUGUAUCCGUUGAUUAUUAAUAAAAGCUACACGUUUGUUUAAUUACGUCCAUUUCUGUUUAUAUGCUGUUUUUCUAUUUAUUCCUUCAGUACAAGAGAUGCAGAUGAGUGUGUCAUAUAUUUUGGUGAUGAACAGGUAAGUUAUUGAAUGUUUUCACUGUAAUAGAAAAAAACCUGAUGUUAAAGGAUCACUAUAGGGUCAGGAACACAAACAUGUAUUCCUGACCCUAUAGUGUUAAAACCACCAUCUAGCCCCCCUGGGCCCCUCAUGCCUCCAUAAAUAUAGUAAAAUUCUUACUGUAUUCAAGCCUGAAGCUGUAACUCUGCAUGCGCUGGAUUCAUGUAAGUCACUGAAGGGGUUUUAAUCUUCAGGGGGGCACUGUAGGAUUCUAUAUUGAAUCCCUUUAAAGUAAAAUAUAUUUUCUUUUUUUUUUUUUUGCAUCAAUUUUUUUAUAUUCUUGCUUUGUGUUUCAGGGAUGUAUCAACAUCAUUUUGGUGGCACAUGUAGCAGAAACAUUAAGGUACAUUUGAACUGCAAAUGUUUAUUAUGCAGGGUUAUCUUGCCUUGCAGGGACACAGCAUUAAACAAGUAAUUCUACUAGCAUUUUACACAAGCUGUCCCUAUAGGCUAUACGCCUAGGACUACUGGCAGAUAAUAUACAGAGUGUCUCUCCAUUGUGUAUAAUCAUUGUUCCAUUGUCAAAAUAUGAUUAACUAAUGUGAGGUGUGUAGUGGAUGUAUGCAGUGAUAACCCAACAGAGGUGGAAUGAUUGAUUACAGCAUAAUAAGGGUUAAAGGACCACUAUAGUGCCAGGAAAACAUACUCGUUUUCCUGGCACUAUAGUGCCCUGAGGGUGCCCCCACCCUCAGGGACCCCCUCCCGCCUGGCUCUGGAAGGGGGAAAGGGUUAAAAACUUACCUUUUUCCAGCGCUGGGCGGAGAGCUCUCCUCCUUCUCUCCUCCUCCGUUCCUCCUCCUGGGCUGAAUGCGCACGCGCGGCAAGAGCUGCGCGCGCAUUCAGCCCGUCGCAUAGGAAAGCAUUUACAAUGCUUUCCUAUGGACGCUUGCGUGCUCUCACCGUGAAAAUCACAGUGAGAAGCACGCAAGCGCCUCUAGUGGCUGUCAAUGAGACAGCCACUAGAGGAUUAGGGGGAAGGCUUAACCCAUUCAUAAACAUAGCAGUUUCUCUGAAACUGCUCUGUUUAUAAAAAAAUGGGUUAACCCUAGCUGGACCUGGCACCCAGACCACUUCAUUAAGCUGAAGUGGUCUGGGUGCCUAGAGUGGUCCUUUAAUCUGACUACCUUUAACUAAGAUUUAUGAAGUGAACUGUGUCUGGAAAGCAAUGGAUACAAUCUUGAUGGUGUUAAGAGGGAUUUGUUUUUUAAUCAUUAUAUGGUCUAGUGCACACAAACAGUGAUUUUUUUUAACCCUUUUCGCCCACUGGAGCAACUCAUGUGUCUGUCUGAGAAUGGUGGUGUUUGUGACUAUGUCCUCUUUACAUCCUUUUAUUCAUCACUUGUUUUGAACAAUAUUGUUAUUUAUUUUAAUUAACAACAGGAAUUGGACAAAGAGUCAAGUUAUCGAUGAAAUUCCCUCCAUUAAUAUUGAUAACAUAAAGGACCAUGGUCAUGUUAAAUACAUUCGCUGGAAGGCUCACAAUGACUGGGUGACACAGGUAAGGUCACAUGUAUAAAACAGAUAAUUGUAGAACACUAUACUAUUUAAUUUAAGCAAUGCUUAUAUGUCAUCUAUUAAACACAGUCCUGGAUGAUCAUUAGUUUGUUUUGAAUUCUAAUUGUAAAUAAAAGGGGUACCUCAAAAACUACUGCUAGCUGUUCUCUUUGUUUAGUUGAUAGUGCGAGAAGCUCUCCUGUAUUUCUCCAUUCCUCAAUCAUGGCUAUUAUGAUUCCCAUAAAUCAUUGAAGUUCUGUUAGUGACGUCCAAGGGUAAAUCUACCUACUGUGUGGUCAAACAAGUCCAUGUAGAAAUUCUUAGUAAAUUUUAUGGGCUCUCGUAAUGGGCGUCCGCAGGGGGGGCACUUGCCCCCCCCUGGAUUUUUCAGCUUGUUCUGCUGUUUUGUGUGAGAUUUAAAAAUGAACUGCAAUACUGUGUAUGGAGAGAGACAGGGAUAGGAAGCUGCAUCUUAUCCCUGCUUCUCUCUGCUGAUUGAAACCGCAGCAGCAGCCUAUAGAUUUGGGGGUGGGGGGGCAGCAGCAGAUAGAUUUAGGGGGCAGCAGCAGCCUAUAGAUUUGGGGGGGCAGCAGCCUUUAGAUUUGGGGGUAGCAGCCCUUAGAUUUGGGGAGGCAGCAGCCCAUAUAUUGGGGGGGCAGCAGCCAUGGGUUGGGUGAGGCCCAGCAUGCACGAUUUGGGGAGGGGCAGCCUAUAGAUUUGGGGGGGCAGCAGCCUUUGGGUUUGGGAGGGGCAGCAGCCUUUAGAUUUAGAGGCGGCGGCCCGCGGUGGGGGCAGCAGCCCAUGGAAUUUGGGGGGGCAGCAGCCCACAUGGAAUUUAGGGGCAGCAGCCUUUAGAUUUGGGGCAGAAGCCCAUAGAUUUGGAGGGGGGGCAGCAGCCCAUAGAUUUAGGGGGCAGCAGCCUAUAGAUUUGGGGAGGGGGCAGCAGCCUAUAGAUAUAUAGAAAUGAACAGGAAGGGUCAGCAAGGAGCUGGAAGGUAAAGCAGCACAAAGGUAAAGUAGAAGGAGCAGAAAGGGUCAGAAAUGAGCUGGAAGGGGCAGAAGGAGCACAAACAUAAAGUAGGAGAAUGAGCAGGAAGGGCCUGCAAGGAGCAGAAAGGAGCACAAAGGGACAGCAAGGAGCACAAAGGUAAAGGAGCAGAAAGAAUCAGAAGGAGCACAAAGGUAAAGUAGGAGAAGGAGCAGGAAGGGACAGCAAGGAGCACAAAGGUAAAGUAGAAAAGGAAGCAGAAGGGUCUGCAAGGAGCAGAAAGGGAUCAGAAUGAGAAAGUAGCAGAAAGGUAAAAGAGCAGAAGGGGCCAAGGAUAGAAAACAGUGUCAGAAGAAAAAAAAAUACUGUCACAUGAAGGAGAGGAAAAGGAGAUUGGAGCAGGAAAGACAAAUUAAGUGAAUCCUCCACUUUAUUCUGGACACCACAUCAUAAGGCUUUGGUACCUGGGCCUGGCAGGGAAACGCUGGACCUUCUCAUCUCCAAAGGUAAAAAAAAUAUCAGUAUUAAUGUGUUCACUUUUAUUUACUGAGUGUCAGGAAGCACAGAGUGCCGUUGGGUAGGGGUGUUGCUGAUUGGCUAGAGCGGUCAGCUGGCACUCUAAGCCAAUCAGUAGCUCCCCAUUCAUAAAAAAGUUAAAAUAUUUUAUGAACCGGGAACUAGCUAUUGGCUUAGAGCGUCAACUGUCCACUCUAGCCAAUCAGCGGCACCCAUGCCUGACGUCAAUCUGCACUUCCUGACACUCUGUUUCAGAAGCCAAAUACCACUGAGCGACCUGGAGCUGGAGGAAGCCUUUGGGGUUAAACCAUUUGAGAGCGAUUUAACCCUUAAAGGAAAGCGAGCACCCAGGGGCUUCCUGGCAUCAUAGCAUUUUCAUUUAGGUGAAGUUGUUAUGGUGACCAGAAUGGUCCUUUAAUUUGCUUAAAGGAAGACUAUAGUGUCAGGAAUACAAACAUAUAUUCCUGACACCAUAGUUGUGAAAACGCUAUUCACCCUGGCUUUAUGUGAUAAUGGCUAUGCCCCUUCCCUUUCAUGACACUGUCAAAAAGGUACCAAGCAUGGAUGUCAUUACAAUUAUGCCCCCCCCGGAAAAAUUCCUGCGGACGCCCAUGGCUCUCGUAGAUAUAUAUCAGUGUGCAUAAACUUCAGUAACUGAGACUGCUGAUAACUCUAUUUAUUAAAAAAACAUGAAUGGCACUGUGCAGUAAACUAGCAGAUGUACUGCAUGUUCUCAGACACUGUAAAGGCGAACUGCCAUUUCUUUAGGAUUUACACAAUUGAAUAAAACAUUGAAAAUUAGCCUAAACUUGUGUAUAAAUCUGUUUUAUUUUCAGGAGAUGUUAAUUUUUCUUUUAAAUUCGUAUUUAAGAUUUGGCAAAUUACAUCAUAAUCCAGUUCACAGGCAUCAGUCCAGGGCAAAUGUUGCCCCUCUUUUCUGUAUAUUUAUUUUCUAUGCUGCUGCAUGCAAAGGACGGAGCCUACAGCAAUGACUGAUGGAGACUAAGAUGGAGGCACCAGGUUGCAGAAUAGAGACAUUUAGAUUUCUACAUUUAUUUAUUUUUCAUACCUCACAAACACACAGUUUCUAAAUAUAUGGUUAAGUAAACAUAAUAUUGAACCUAGGAAGUUACUGUUUAUCUUUACAUAAAAGCAUUGUAUUUGAUAUGCUACUAUUUAUGGGAAGGCAUUUCAUGUAGGACUGGAUGGCAUUCCCUCCUUUGUACUGAGAUAACAAAGAUACCCACUAUUGCUUUACUAAUCGUGGUAUGUUCCCUACCAGGGAUUUACCAUCUGUGUGUUGAUCUACAUGUCAUACAGAGCUCACCUACAUAACACCUAAUGUUUCAAAUGGACAAAGAGGGGGACACUUUCAUUUUAGGGGUGUGAGAGGUGGCGUGACUAGGGGUGGGGCUGUACUGAGAAUUUUUAGGUGACUUAUUAAUAAUAAUUUAUGCAACUAAAAUAUAAACUAAAACAAAAACAAUCGAUCUUAUUUACACAGACUGAUUUCUAGACACAUUUAUUGUAGUGUAAAGAUACAUUACUGUGAGUUCUUAGAUAACAGGGAUAUUAGGAUAGAAAAGAGGGGCAGAGGGAUUUGGGCCAAAUGUAGGGACUGUAUCUCCUAAAUUAGGAUACUUGGGAGGUAUGCUAGCUAUCUCCAGAAAAAAGGGAAUAUUCUAGGCACUCAUUAAAAUUAAAGAGAUCUAGGCAGCAGUGAAACACACGAUUUCCAAACCUUGUAAAUUAAAAUGCAACCAAAAAAAACUGAAAUACACCACGCCAGAAAAAUAACCUCAAUGUGCAAUAACUACAUGCAUUUACCUUCUAGAGUGUUCCUUUUGAAUAACCUCAAAAAGAAAACACAAAGCAGGACAAAUAAUAGUUGAACAAUGCAAAAAAAAAAAAAAAUUAUAUGGAGGGUUCACUCACAUUUUACAGAGCUAACAUAGAGCUCUGCUGAAUUGUGCACGGACGGUAUAAUCCCCAUCUAUGGAUAUCUGUGGUUCCAAAUGUCAGAAGUCCUCCCAAUUGGAUAGUGCCCAUACAGUAUAUGGGAACAUAGAUAAGAGAUACUCCAAUGGUGAAGUAAGUACUUUUGAAUCAAAUAUAAAAAGGACUUGCUCUAGUGGUAUGAGGCUUGGGUGGUAUGAUCCCCACCUAAGGAUAUUGCAGGUACCUGGAAGCAAGAUGAAAAUUAAAUAGGGAAGUAUAAAAAGUUAACUUUAUUACAUGAAUAAAAUUUAAAAACAUAUAAAAACAAAGAAAAUGGUCCAAUAAACUAUAGCGACCACAUUUAACAUGUUUCUCCUCUCAAGGCUUUAGCAGUGUGGUAGGGUCCUCAAAAGUCUGAGCUUAUAUAGGUAAAUAGUAGUAUGAGAUUGCUUCCUGGUGUGUUGGAUUUAAAAAAAUUCCUGUAUUCCAAGCUGGAAUGUACUUGUCACACACAAAGCGACACAGCGAUAUCCAAGCUUGGUUACUGAUACAUAUAACUAAAUGUGUACCAGCUUGGAACGAACGCUCACGUGCAAUGGCUAUGCGGCACUCCAUUAUGAUGUUAUAUACACCAAUCACAUUAAGUCAGUGAACUGUGUGUAUAGAGUGAAACUCCUUAUUGAUACGCAUCCGUCACGCUGAAAUUAACAAGGCGUAAAUGUAAAACUGGCAAGUGUAUGAUCAAUUGUGUGUCGUGUCACACAGGAAGUGACACGGCGCUUGAGUAUUCCAAGCAGGCGUAUACAGGAUGUAGUUAUAAGCGUCGCGUCACAAGAGAAGUGAUGUGGCGCUGUCACAUAGGAAGUGAUGGAGCCCUGUAGUUUUCAAGAUGGUCAUAAAUACAGUAAGUCUAGAUCGCAUUUCACAGGAAAUGACUCAGCGCUAUUAUUCUUAUAUCAGGCAACGUCCAUGGUGCGGAAACAUCCCAAUGGCCAUUUUUAAAAAGGGUAUAUAUCAAAAAAGAAGAAAUAUAGUAAUAAGAGACAUUAUUAAAAUACAUUUAAUAAUGAGAUCUGUAUGAUUUUCUUCUCACCUUUUCUAGAUUAGAUAUGUUCAUUCUAUGGAAUCCAUUAUCUCAAGCUCCAAUGAUGAUUUUACCGCUCUUGUCAUAGGUGAGUGAUAUGUGUGUAUGUACAACAAAAGCAGCUGGACCUUACCCCAGAAAAUACUGAUAAAUAAAUGUAUAAGGAGUAAUAGAGCCUUAUGUCAGCCUAGGAAAAUAACAUUCUGUGAAUAGUAGUUAGUACAUACACUUACUGUAAUGUAGACAUGUGCAAUUUGUUUCGUUCCAAAUGUGAAUUCGGAUGAAUUUCGGGCAAUUCAGACAUUCUGAUGCUUCCGAAUGUCCGAAGUGCCGAACCGAACCGAAUUGCCGAAUUUUGGAAAUGCCGAAGUGCUUCGGAUUUCUAAAAAGUGGCAAAACAAGAGAGGGAGGGAAAAUUACGUGAAUGAUGACAGGUGUAAGGUUAGGGUUAGGGAGCCCUACAGAUGAUCCGAAUUCCGAAGUUCCGGAUUGCCAAAGUUUUGAAUUGGCAAAGUUCUGAAUUGCCGAAGUGCUGAAUUAUUUUACUUAACCGAAUUUCGGAACCGAACCGAAUUUUUGGCCCAUGCACAUCCCUACUGUAAUGCAAUACCGAUACAUCCUAAAUACAGAUAUAUUAAAAUAUACAUUUCUAUAAAUAUUAUCAUUACCUAUAAGCAACCACAGUGCUGUUCAAUGUGGUGUGUUGUUUAAAAAUGUCAUAAAAGUGAUUUCUGAUCUAGACAAUAGGUUGCAAGGCUCUAUGAUUGUAAUAAAAAAUUAUAUUUUGUAUUGUGUUUUAUUGUCUGUGUUCCAGAAGUGAUAUAAUUACUAAUUAUAAUUCUAAUCAAUAAUAAUUAUUCAUAUAAUGAGAGCUUCAGCUGCUACAUAGCUUAAAGCCUCAUCUCCCACUGUAGUCCUAAUUUAAUAUUGUUGGAUAAGCUUUCUAAAUGAUUUUAUAUUUCUCGAUAAACUUUUAAAAUGAUUUAAUAGUAUGAUAAAUAUUUGAAUUUUAUUUCUAAAAUUUUACUAUUCCCACAGAAAUCUCAACUUUUCAGUGAUGUUAUUACCUCAAAGGAUUCUGGGUGGGCAUAUGCAAAUUAAUUCAACAAAGAAUCAACUUUUUGCCUCAUUAUUCCAUAUUAAACAUGGAUUCCUUGAAGUUUAUGUUUGUUGUAUACAACAGCUUUGAAACACAACUCAGGAAAAGAUGCAAACUUUGUUAUAAAGUCCGAUAUUUUAAUAGGUUGAAAAAUUAUUGUAAAUGUUUAUACAAAGAGAUUUCAUAAUUUGGAAAGCUUAUCCAACAAUUAUCAAAUCAAAGCCUAUGUUAGUAGUUUUAACAAAAAUUAAUGAUACACUUAUGCAUGAGCUGAACACUUUAGUCCAUGGUACCCUCUGCCUCUUUCCAUAAGAUUUGGGAUAGGAGGAUAAAUCGCAAAUGGCACCACUGUACCAUAAGGUUAUUAUUACCUGAUUGGUAAACUUUGCCCCAUUGGGAUUUCCCCAUACCUUUUCUUCCCUUUUGUUUUUUUUCUUUGUUAUAUCUGGGAUCGACCUUAUUGCUCUUAUUUCUUCUACGUUUUGAAAUCUGGUUCAUGACAGCAUCUUCUGACCAUUUUUGCAUUUUGCACUAUGCGGUCUGUAUUGUCUAUUUGCACUCUCGUGACUAAAUAAAUAAGUUAAAAAAUAAUAAGGAUAAUAUUACAGCAUAUAUUUUGGUAAAAUAUGUAACUUAAUGUAUUUUUUUUCUGUUGGCUCUGGACAGGUUGUGUAGAAGGAACAAAAAAUGUGCAGCAGAGGCUCCGAGACCUUAUGGAGUCGAGCAGCACAAGCAGUAGACGUACCUUGCUGUCUGCAAAUAUUCCUCCCAAGAGGAAUCUCAAUGACGAAUCUCUGUUCAAAGUAAAAAGAGGUGUCAAGACAUUUGAUUUUUGCAAGGAAAGCAACAUCCUUGUAACUGGAGGUUUGGACAGGAUAGUUCGUAUUUGGAAUCCUUAUGUUCCUGGGUAGGUAUUAUUAGAACAACUGGAAAUGGUACACAAAGGAACAGAGCCCAAUGUCUAUUCAUCAGAAAAUGUAGCUUAUGGCUGUGUUCAGCUGUAACCAAGACAGGUAUUUAGAAACAUAGAAUGUGACGGUAGAUAAGAACCAUUUGGCCCAUCUAGUCUGCCCAAUUUUCUAAAUACUUUCAUUAGUCCCUGGCUUUAUCUUAUACUUAGGAUAGCCUUAUGCCUAUCCCAUGCAUGCUUAAACUCCUUUACUGUGUUAACCUCUACCACUUCAGCUAUUUUUAAACCUUUGUCCCUCUAAUUUAAGACUAUGUCCUCUUGUUGUGGAAAAAUUAAUACAUCCCUCCUGUCACAUUUCUCACCAUGACAUCCAGAUGGCCAGACGAAAUCACCCCAGAAGGGCCCAACAGGGGAUUUGAACCUGGGUGCUAUAUGAUCCUAAGCCUGCAUUCCUGCCUCUGAGCCACUCCAAUUCUUGAUUUAUAUAUGACAUAUAGUAUACAAAAGCUAUCAACAGCCCUUGCGUAAGGUCAAAGAAAUAAGUAAGCAGCUUUGACUCUGGAGGAAGGAGAGGAAAAAUGUGUUAGAAGAUCUGAUUUAUAAGUGAUUUAAAUUGCCUAUAGAGAGAAAUCCAAAGCUAAAGACAGGAUCUAGAAAUCUGAGCUGCCAUAACCUGCAACAAAUAUGUGAUAUUGUAACCCUUGGACAGUUUCCUAACUAGAGUUUUUUGUUAAUAUUUUUUAUUACAAAUAUAUAACGUGUUUUUAUUUAUAACAUUCUCAUAGUAUUAACUACUUUGUUUGUUAUUGUACCUAGAUGGCCAACUGGGUUAUUACGUGGACACUCUUCGCCAAUCAGCUUCCUAUGUAUUGGGGAUGAAAACACAAAAAUAUACUCUGUGUCUACAGACUGCACUGUUAUGGUAAUGGAAACCUCUUUUUUUGUAAUCUGGUUAAUUAGAAUUUAGAUAAUUGCAUGCUCUUUCCCCCUGUAUAGAGAUUAUUAUGAUGUUUACAUUAAAUGUACACUCCACUACCCAAGUACAAAAUAAAUAAAUACAAAUCACUAAUUUGUAGAUUUAUCCCCACAUGAAACUGGCAUGCAUUAAAUGAUGCACUUUUUCAUUAAGGUAUAUCUAAAAACAGUUUGUAAAAGCUACAGAUCUCUUGUCUAAAGCCUUUGCAAACUCUCCCCUUCUAACCCAGCCCAACUGUCCAAUCACAGACUUCCCAAUUCAGCUCAAUGAGAAGUCUUUGCAAGGCAAGUACUCUGAGCAAUUGUCUGCCUCUUGAGUUUAGCUCAACUGAGCUAACAAAACCUGGAAGUAACAGUAUAAGUUGUCUGACAGCCAGGGGGUGUAACUGGGUUAGUUUUUCCAAAAUGAAAAGAGGACACGCUGAAGUGCAUUAGGUAUCUGGAUUAUUCAUUUAAAAGAAUAGUGAUGCAUAAAAUAAUAAUAAAUAUUUUACUUACUAGGGUGCUGAUGACACAUUUUAUAGGAUGAAGCAGAUGAGCACAUACAAGGUCACAUAUUUAAUUUCAUUAGCCAAUGCAUUGCCAUUGGGUACUGGAGUCAUAGGGAAUACUUCCUUCUUAAUACAGGGUCCUAAUGUAAUCAAAGUAUUCCCAAAUUCCACAGCUUGAGGUGGGGGAAGGAAAAUAACCUCUCACUGAGUGGAGAUAGAGAGGGGCAAUGUACUUGUCUCCACUACUAAAUAGGGAGUAGCUGGAUCCCAAUCUAUUUCUAUAUCUGCCACAAUGCUGCAUGAUUCUACUGCUGCAGAUGUCUUAUGGACCCCAUUCAUUUUUUUAACACUACCUCCUGAUUUUUGGGUGAAGGAUGGUGGACCUCCUGGUUAUUAGGAGUCCAUGGUGACCCCUGCUCCAUUUUAUUGAUGUAUGUACUGUAUCGCACAUAUUAUAUGUUACUGUACUCAGAAAUACGCUUGGACAACAAAUAUAUUUUUCUCCUAUUUAUUGAAUACAGUAUGCAAGUCUUAUCAAAAGAAAUCUGAUGAAUUUUCUUGUCAGUCUUAUUUCCAUUUGCUGCUUAUCAAGCCAGCAGGGUGAUUUAUUUGAUUUUAUUUUUUCAUUUCUUUCUGAAAUAGUUUGAGAGUUUUUCUUGUGCUGGCAAGCUGAGGUAACCUAUAGUCCCAAAAAUAACAAUUAUUAGAUCAGGACUAUAGGAUCUCUUAUAUUAAUAUGAUCACUGUCCACCUUCCUUUGCUCAGUAAAAUUAAAGAUGAAUCUAUUUAAUUUUUGUCAUUUCCAGGACCACGACUCUUCCACUGUAACCUCUAGCUCCAUCUCCUCAAUAUGAGCAUCCAAGCUGAUGUCACUCGUGGCCUUGUCCAUCUAAGACAGGCUUCCCCAAACUCUGGCCCUCCAGAUGUUGCUGAACUACAACUCCCAUGAUUCUAUUAAUGAAAUAGAUAUGCUGAGAAUCAUGGGAGUUGUAGUUCAGCAACAUUUUGAGGGCCAGAGUUUGGGGAAGCCUGAUCUAAGACUUCCCAUAGAGAAGCAUUGAGGACAAGAAUGCAUGCGCAGAAAAAUUCUGUACUCCUCCAAUCAAAUGCUGCUAUUAGCAGCAUCUGAUUGAAGAACCAAGUUUUACUCUGUGAUGGAGACGGAAGAGCCUUUAGUCGCUGUCAGGGAGACAGCCACUAGAAGCGUACUUAAAGGACCACUAUAGGUAUCCAGACCACUUCAGCUUAAUGAGGUGGUCUGGGUGCCAGGUCCAGCUAGGGUUAACCCUUUUUUUUUUUAUAAACAUAGCAGUUUCAGAGAAACUGUUAUGUUUAUAAAUGGGUUAAUCCAGCCUCUAGUGGCUGUCUCUUGACAGCCGCUAGAGGCGCCUGUGUGAUUCUCACUGUGAAAAUCACAGUGAGACGACGCCAGCGUCCAUAGGAAAGCAUUGUGAAUGCUUUCCUAUGGACUGGCUGAAUGUGCGCGCGGCUCCUGCCGCACAUGCGCAUUCAGACGAAGAGGAGGAGAAGAGGGAGGAGAACUCCCCGCCUGGCGCUGGAGAAAGAGGUAAGUUUAACCAUAGAAACAUAGAAUGUGACGGCAGAUAAGAACCAUUCGGCCCAUCUAGUCUGCCCAAUUUUCUAAAUACUUUCAUUAGUCCCUAGCCUUGUCUUAUAGCUAGGAUAGCCUUAUGCCUAUCCCACGCAUGCUCCUUUACUGUGUUAACCUCUACCACUUCAGCUGGAAGGCUAUUCCAUGCAUCCACUACCCUCUCAGUAAAGUAAUACUUCCUGAUAUUAUUUUUAAACCUUUGUCCCUCUAAUUUAAGACUAUGUCCUCUUGUUGUGGUAGUUUUUCUUCUUUUAAAUAUAGUCUCCUCCUUUACUGUGUUGAUUCCCUUUAUAUAUUUAAAUGUUUCUAUCAUAUCCCCCCUGUCUCGUCUUUCCUCCAAGCUAUACAUGUUAAGAUCCUUUAACCUUUCCUGGUAAGUUUUAUCCCGCAAUCCAUGAACCAGUUUAGUAGCCCUUUUCUGAAUCCUCUCUAAGGUAUCAAUAUCCUUCUGAAGAUACGGUCUCCAGUACUGUGUACAAUACUCCAAGUGAGGUCUCACCAGUGUUCUGUACAAUGGCAUGAGCAUUUCCCUCUUUCUACUGCUGAUACCUCUCCCUAUACAACCAAGCAUUCUGCUAGCAUUUCCUGCUGCUCUAUUACAUUGUCUGCCUACCUUUAAGUCAUCAGAAAUAUUCACCCCUAAAUCCCUUUCCUCAUAUGUUGAGGUUAGGACUCUAUCAAAUAUUCUGUACUCUGCCCUUGGGUUUUUACGUCCAAGAUGCAUUAUCUUGCACUUAUCCACAUUAAAUGUCAGUUGCCACAAUUCUGACAAUUUUUCUAGUUUACCUAAAUCAUUUGCCAUUUAGCUUAUCCCUCCUGGAACAUCAACCCUGUUACAUAUCUUAGUAUCAUCAGCAAAAAGACAUACCUUACCAUCAAGACCUUCUGCAAUAUCACUAAUAAAAAUAUUAAAGAGAAUGGGUCCAAGUACAGAUCCCUGAGGUACCCCUCUGGUGACAAGUCCAAGCUUCGAAUAUAUUCCAUUAACCCCUUCUUCUCCCCAGAGCCCGGCGGGAGGGGGUCCCUGAGGGUGGGGACACCCUCAGGGCACUAUAGUGACAGGAAAACGAGUAUGUUUUCCUGGCACUAUAGUGGUCCUUUAACUCACUAAUGGAGAAAUUGCCAUUUAAAGAAAAUGGCAAUGUUUUGCAUUAAAGGUUUAAGCUACAGGAUCACUGCACCCAGACCACUUCAUUGUCGUCUGGAUGACUUUAGUGGUCCCUUAAGACUGUUAGUUUUUAACUGGGCUGAUAUGGGUCAAUCCAUAAAUUCAAAUCAAUAAGCAGGAUUUUUUAGUUUUGAUUUUGUUCAAAUUUAGUCUUAGGAUAGUCUAAUUUUGUCUUCAGUUGGCCUUUUGCAUAUCUGGCCUUAAGGAAAUAACCAUGCUUUCACACAAUGGGUGAUCAUUUGGAACCAAGAGGCUUCUUGGGAUGCUACUAGUCCUACUAGCUGUUUUUAGAGUUUGCUAAGGUAAACACAAUCAUCCACUGUCAUUACACGCCUUAAAGGUACACUAUAGUCACCAAAACAACUUAGCUUAAUUAAGCAGGUUUAUUGUAUAGCUCAUGCCUCUGAAGGUUCACUGCUCAAUUCACUGCCAUUUAGGAUUUAAAUAACGUUUGUUUCUUUUUAUGCAGCCCUAGCCACACCUUCCCUGACUGUGACUGACACAGCCUCCAUAAAAAAAAAAUGGUUUCAUUUUCCGAUUUUUUACAGGAAGUGUUUAGGAAGGCUGUAUAAGUCACAUGCAUGGAGGUGUGACUAGGACUGCAUAAACAAAGUGAUUUAACUACUAGGUGUCAGAGAAUUGAGCGGUGAGACUUCAUGAUCUAUACACCAAAACUGUUUUAUUAAGCUAAAGUUGUUUUUGUGACAAUUGUCCACUAAAAUACAGUACCCAAGGUCACAUUUGCCCUUCUGAUAUUUAUAGUAAUUUUUCAGGAAGUAUAAAAGGAAGAACCCAGAGUAAACUUAGACAAUCCCUUGUAUGCUUUAUGAAAAUGUUAUUACAAUGUUAUACAGAUACAUCACUAGCCUUGCAGAUAGAUCCAUUUCCUAGCAGCAUCUCUUUUAAUGACUGUGGAAUUUGCUUCAAAUAUAUAAAUAUAUACAUGGGACACGUCUGUCUUAUUAGCUUCACGAAAAGUUCACAGAUGUUAGACAAAUAUUCUUCUUAUCCAUUGCACACUUCUCCUGUGCCUGUAUGACUCCUAAAAACAUGAAAAUGAUAUUAAAUACUCAUGUGUUCUUAACGUAAUAAAUCCAUGCUAAGCAAUCACUGUAAAUAACAUUAAUAAUAUUUAAUUCCUUUCUGCACAAUUAGCCUUUUUUAUUUCCUAUAUCCUGAGUUUCAUUGUAUAUGCCAAGACUGUGACAAUCUGGAUUGUUAUGACUGUCAAUAAUAGGUCUGGGAUGUUGAAGACCAUACUUGUCUGAUCAAUGUAAUAUCAAAGGCCAGCCAGAUCAGAGGGGAAAUUGCCACAUGCUGCUUCUCGCCACACCUCAGGUCUCUGUACAUUGCAACCGAUUCCCUUGCUGCACUUCAACUCCAGGAAAAGUAAGAUGCCAUGGCUAUGGUUUGAUUUAAUUCUACAUAACACUGAUAGCUGUGAAUCCCAUAGCAGAUUCCUGCAGUUAAUAUGAAAGUCAUAUUAUGAGUACCCAUUUCAAUAGUGUUAUUGUUGAUCCCAUUGAAUGAUGACUGUUAAGAUUGUUUUUUUAACUUGCGAUUUUUUUCCUUAAAUAGUCUGUUUUUCUAGAUAUGUAAACUUUGUCUGCAGUUCACAGUGAUUCCAAUAAUGGUAAAAGUCUGUACUGACAACAAACAUCAGCAUUGUGCAAAUGUUUCUUAAAUUCCCCAAAUUGUAAAUUUGUCCAGCUGUAAGUGCAGCAUUGAAAUGAUAAUCCUGCAGUUGAUCUGCAGACAUUGUAGAGAUUUCAUUUUAAUAUUUUUUGAGAAGCUUUUCAAAUUAUUUCAUAUUUUUUCGAAUGAUUUAAACAUUUUGAAUAAAUUAAAAACAAUAAUAUAUAUCUAGUAUAUAUAUAUAUAUAUAUAUAUAUAUAUAUAUAUAUAUAUAUAUAUAUAUAUAUAUAUAUAAAUACAAGCAAUGCUGCACUCACUGUGUCUUCCAAUGACUGCCUGGUGCUAGUCUGCUCAAUAUAGAAGGAUAAAGUAGAUAGCAUUCCACUGUCUUUUUCAUCAAUAAGAAAUAACUUUUAUUGCUCCAAGAUAAAAAUCAACGUUUCAGUCUGCAAAUUCAGACUUUCAUCAGGAUGUUGAUUUUUAACUUGGAGCAAUAAAAGUUAUUUCUUAUUGAUGAAAAAGACCGUGGAGUGCUAUCUACUUUAUGCUUUUAAAUAUAUAUAUAUAUAUAUAUAUAUAUAUAUAUAUAUAUAUAUAUAUAUAUAUAUAUAUAUACACAUAAAUGUUUCUUUAAAAAUAUUAAACUAAUUGAAAAGCUUAGACUAAAUAAACAAAAUCAUAGCUAUUUCAUGGAAUAAUGUGUUUGUGUUAAAGUACUGCAGAUUACUGCACUAUUAACAUGGGUCUUUAUUUUAUAUUUUUUUGAUAAGCUUUUAAAAUGAUUUCAUAUUUUUGGAUAAACUUUUAAAAGGAUUUAAUAUUAUAUAAAAUAUUUAAAUUUUGUAAAAUUUCAAUAUUUUUUUUUAGUAAACUUAUUUUUUUUUAUAUGAUGUAUUUUUGAUAUUUUAAUAUUUAAAACAUAAGUUUUAGAGGUUUAUCCAAAAAUAUAAAAAACAUUUGGAAAAGCCUACCCAACAAAGUCGAAGCCAUGCAAAGAAAAUUUUUCCACAGGUUACGGAGAUCAUAGUUGGUUGAUCAUUUACAUUUGAUUCUUAUUCUUUCAAUUCUCUCCAUUUUAUUGCACCAACAGCUCCACACAACUUGGUGUCCCAACUCUCUCACACAAUGCGCCUGUAACCUGCUGUGAAUAUAACCAGAACCUCCAGCAGGUCAUAAGCUGCUGCACGGGAUCUGUAAGUAAUAAGACUACAUGCUGUAGAGGAGAUCCCAUCCAAUAUAUGAUGCUGAACCCAGGGAACUGUCACUUUGUAUGGUGACUUUUUAACAAUGAGGGCAGGGUCUGGAUUUCAUAAUAGGCCGAGUAGGCACCUGCCUACAGGCACAUGUCUUGUUUUCAGCACUGAUAAUGUGCAUAUAAGUGGGCUGGUAGGGAGCAAUAAUUACCAGGAGCCUUGGCCACUGUACAUGGCAGUCCAAUCCACCCCCUAUAUUUGAUAGUAGAGCUGCAGAAACAGACUAUAGAGGUUGUAAAAUGCAAUGGUGCCCAGCUCCUCCAAGGCUUGUGUGUGAGACCGGACAGGAAGUUAACUAGAUAAUUUCCUAUUUGCACACUAACAGCCUCUCACACAUGUAAUGCCUUGCAGGAGGAAAAGGGAUAGCAAAUGAGUGAUGCACACUGUAUAACAGCUCCUGUAGGUCUACGAUCAAUUAUAGGAGGGUGUCUGGACUACAGAAGACAUAGGAGGGUAAGUAAUAUGCAAAUAUCCCUUCAGACCCCAAAUGCCCUAACAGUAAGUUUAACCCAUCCCAAAACCUAUACAAACCCUUUUCGUAUUCCCAAAUUGAAGCAAAGUCUAAACCUGAAAAAAACUUACCUUAACCAUACGAUAUAACCUAAUACUAAAGUUAAGACAAUUCUAACUCUGUAUGUAAUAAUAAUCCUAAAUAUUACAUGGGCCUAAAUACUAAAGUAAACCCCACUCUAUCCCUCAACCAAACAAUCCCAAAUACCCCUUAUUCCACAACUUUAAUCUCAUUUAAGCUUUAAAGCUUGUAAUUCUCAACACUAAAUGCCCUAUGUAAUCUAAAUGUGAUGCUAACCCCCUCUCAAACCUUAAACCUUCUUUUACCAUAACCACUUAUCUUUAACACUGCAUGCGUUUACACAGCUGCAUACACUCACAGAUUCAAACAUAGUACACUACAAGCAGGAAUAUGCACACUCAUACAUGUAUACAUACGCAAUUGUGAAAUUGGAAUGUUUUCUUACAAUGUCCAGUUAAUAAAUGAAUGAAACUCACUUGAUCUGCCUUUUGAUCUUUCUUUUUUCUAAAUAAUGGAGCGGCAUGCAGCAAAAUUCUGCUCUCCAGUACACCCUCCGAAGUCACUUAGGGGGCACCCCACCCUCCCUCACAGUAGUCUCACAGAGCACUAGAUUAGUGAUAUUUAGCAGAAGGCUGCCUUGAGAAGCAGCUGCAUGAUGAAAAAUUAAUAAAAAAAUUUAAAAAAAGAAUUUAAAAAAAAAAAGGCUAAAGAGUCCCACAUCCGUGGCUUGAGUACCCAUAGAUUCCCCCUAACAAUGCCUACGAUCAUGGAAGUUCACAUGCUGCACAUAUCUACAGCAUAUGCUCACUGGGAAAAAUAACAUCGUUCCUCUUUGCAGGUUAUAAAGACGUGGGACCUCCUCACAGGACAACUUGUUUCAGAGGUCACAGCAGCUCAUGGAAGCUCUCCUAUCACUUGUUUAGCCUUGGACCGCAGUGGAACCAGGUAACUCUGAUUGAGAGCUUCAAUGCUCAAGGCACAGUCCAAGCUAAAAGGGACACUAAAGGGACAAUGCUCCUGUCUGUACAAGCUUUAUGGAAUGGCAAUGUUUAAAAUGCUGGUUUUAAAUGCCUCUAGUGUCUCUCUUCCUUUUCGAAUAAUUACUAUAACAAUAUACAGUAAAUGACAUGGUUAUUAACCUACACAAACAAGAAACAACACCGUAGAUCAAUAAUUAGUGUCAUUUACUAAGACAAUGUUUGUUUAACACUUUCUUCCCAUGAAUUCCAAUAAUAUUUAAGUUGAUAUAAUAUAGGAGAUGGCAGUAGAGGUACUUCCUCAGCAAUAACCAAGUUAAAUAUGGUUAUAGAUCAAAUACUGCUCAUAGGAAUAGUUAUGAGUGGCUCAGCGUGACAUUUUGCCAUGCAUGCUCACUAGUCUUCAGCUCUUCCCACAUGAGGAAACCAUGAAUUAGUUCAAUUCAUCAACAUUGAUGAUCUCAGCCAAAGAGGUGGAGCAGCAGUGAGGAGUCCAGCGCAAUGUGGGCUUAAAUAUUCACCUAACACGACUAGGGUGACACCUAGAUACGUAGAAGGACAUAAUAGCAUUAGGAAUACCUGUUUGUAUAUCUAACACUAUAGUGUUUCUUUAACAAAUUAUCUUCUCUAUAUCAUCAUCUAGCAAAUCAGUUGAAAAAAGUAAAAUAUGAGCAAAAGAAAUAAAAACAAACAUUUGAAAAGUAUAUAUGUCUUUGCGUGUGCUUACUUCACAAAAGUGUCAGUAAAAUGAAACAUUAUAUCCAUAACAUUGUAUUUGUAUGUAUCGGUUUUCUUAUGAAGUUGCUAACCCACAUUUAUAAAAGUAUAAUGUAUUGUUUUUCCCUGUCCUCACUUUGUAACAUGACACCAGAUCGUUGGCACGCCGUGUAACCCGCCACCUAUAAUUAUCCCCAUUUCCUCUUUCAGUAUUCGUUAUUAUCCUCUACAGAACAGCCAACUGCCUCGUUAUUAAGCUUUAAAUUCUCCACUUAGUUCAAAUCAUAGCCCAGGUCUAUAGCAGUUCAUAGUUUUCAUGUUAAGGAGACUCUUGAGUAUUUCCAGCCGUGCCACCUGUUUGUGUCACAGGAUGUCUUGUUUGCUUGUUAUUGGAAAGAAGGCCUCGCACAUGCUGGCUUUUUUUUGUGGACUCUGUUGUUUCCAAGUGGGUCUGUUGUUUCCAAGUGGGUCUGCUUGCUUACAGUGAUUAAUAUGGAUAGGGAUAGAGAGAAAGCUCCUGCAGAGUGUUUAACCCUUGGUGUGUCUGCAAAAUGACAAUGUUUUACCUCGAUUGGUUAGAAUUACCAUUGCACCCAGACAAAUUCAUUGAGUUGAAGUGGCCUGGAUGACUUUAGUAGUCCUUUAACAUACACCUUUUACUUUUCAUUGCUCUUAUUGUAGCAUGCAACCAGGGGUAUUCAAGUGAUCACUUACUCUCCUGUUAUAAAGUUGGAUCAAUUAACUGGAGACUGUACAGGAUCCCAUUAGUUGUUAGCUUGACACUUGCAAUUCAAUCUAGUAGUUCCUUAAAGGACCACUAUAGGCACCCAGACCACUUCAGCUUAAUGAAGUGGUCUGGGUGCCAGGUCCAGCUAGAGUUUACCCAAAGAAACUGCCAUGUUUAUGUUAGGGUUAAUCCAGCCUCUAGUGGCUGUCUCUUGACAGCCGCCAGAGGCGCUUGCGUGCUUCUCACUGUGAAAAUCACAGUGAGAAGAUGCCAGCGUCCAUAGGAAAGCAUUGUAAAAGCACUGGCUGAAUGCGCGCGCAGCUCCUGAAGAGGAGGAGAAGAGGCGGAGAGGAGGAGGAGAGCUUCCCGCCUGGCACUGGAGAAAGAGGUAAGUUUAAACCCUUCCUCACCCUAGAACCCGGCGGGAGGGGGACCCUGAGGGUGGGGGCAUCCUCAGGGCACUAUAGUGCCAGAAAAACUAGUAUGUUUUCCUGGCACUAUAGUGGUCCUCUAAAUGAGACAGCCACUUUAGAGGCUGGAUUAACCCUCAGUGUAAACAUAGCAGUUUCUCUGAAAGGGUUAAUCCUAUCUGGACCUGGCACCCAGACCACUUCAUUAAGCUGAAGUAGUCUGGGUGCCUAUAGUGGUCCUUUAAUAAAUAAUGCUUGACCAAGUUUAGUGGAUAGACUCCUCAGGAGAGCAUGUAAAAAAAAUUACAUAGCCAGAGAACCCACUGUAACUAGCAAGUGUGCCAUUAACCCAGUUUGCUCAGCAAGAGUGCCAAUAACCCAGUGUACCCAGCAAGUGUGCCAUUAACACAGUGUACCCAGCGAGUGUGCCAUUAACCCAUUGUACCCAGCAAGUGUGCCAUUAACCCAGUGUGCCCAGCUAGUGUGCCAUUAACCCACUGUAACCAGCAAGUGUGCCAUUAACCCAGUGUGCCCAGCAAGUGUGCCAUUAACCCAGUGUUCCCAGCAAGUGUGCCCAACAAGUGUUCCACUAACCCAGGGUGCUCAGCAAGUGUGCCAUUAACCCAGUGUACCCAGCAAGUGUGUCAUUAACCCAGUGUGUCCAGCAAGUGUGCCAUUAACUCACUGUAUCCAGCAAGUGUGCCAUUAACCCAGUGUGUCCAGCAAGUGUGCCAUUAACCCAUUGUACCCAGCAAGUGUGCCAGUAACCCACUGUACCCAGCAAGUGUGCCAUUAACCUAGUGUGCCCAGCAAGUGUGCCAGUAAGCCAUUGUACCCAGCAAGUGUGCCAUUAACCCAGUGUUUCCAGCAAAUGUGCCAUUAACCCAGUGUUUCCAGCAAGUGUGCCAUUAACCCAGUUUGCUCAGCAAGUGUGUCAUUAACCCACUGUACCCAGCAAGUGUGCUAUUAACCCAGUGUGUCUAGCAAGUGUGCCAUUAACCCAGUGUGCCCAGCAAGUGUGCCGUUAACCCAUUGUACCCAGCAAGUGUGCCAUUAACCCAGUGUGCCCAGCAAGUGUGCCAUUAACCCAGUGUACCCAGCAAGCGUGCCAUUAACCAUAUGCCACAAUGUAUAGCGUCAGUGUUACUUUGUAAUGUUGAGCAAAAUUAGGUGCAGAGAAGUUACAUACAUACUACUCCAUGGAUUUUGCCUGGCAAUGUUUCUGAAACUGCACCAAAAAUAUGUGGUCUGUGGGACCUUUAUUCUAAAUGGCAUGUGAAGUCCACAAUCCACAAGGACUUAAACAAGCACUGAAUAGGCAAAAAGUGCUCAUUUUGCAAAAAAAACUUAAAUUGGGCUUAUUUAUAAAAUUCUUGCUUAUUUAAAGCUGCCAAACCAAACAUCUGGGGCUGAAAACUGAGAAAAGCAGAAAGCUGAAUUCUACUUUGACAUCGUUAAGCAUCCAGUUUCCAUACAAUGUGUCCAUAUACCGUACAGUAGAUUAAAAAAAAAAGUCUAGGAUAAGAAAUCCUAUUCUCAUAAUAAUGAUCUAUAGAAAUGUUCUUGUUUAAAUCCUGUUGUGCAAUAAAAAACAUUUAUUUUCAGAAUUGUAACAGGUGGAAAGGAUGGAGGUUUGAAGCAGUGGAAUUGCAUCCCAAACUCUGUUAACUUCAUGCAAACUCUUGCACCAGGAAGAACAGGUUUGUCCAGAACUUACUAUUUUUCAAUAUUGCCAUCCAGAUAUUAGCAAAGCUGCGUAACAGCACAUGUGAGUUGUUCUCCUUUUUUCUAUUUCAGCUACUUCAAAAGAUGAAUGCAGUGACUUGUCUUAUGCAGAACUGCAUGGUAUACGGUACGCAUGCUUUGUGAUUUAACUGUUGGUUAUUCAUUUUGUCAUCAUCGCUGUUUCUAAAUAGAGGUGGCCUGUCAACAGCACAGUCUGUGAUAUACUUAUCUGCUUACGUUUUCACCUGUUGCAAUUCUUAGUGUGCUGCAAAACCUGCCUUUUCUUUUUAAUAUUGACUGGCAUUCUCUUCAGGUCAUGGUUGGCUUGAUCAUAGCUACUCCUAAUUAACAAAGAGGCUACAAUAAUGAAUGUAAAACAGGUUGUUGAAGAACAAAGGUUAUUUAUUGUUUUGCAACUGCAAAGUCUCAGUAAGACAAUAGUCUUGGAAUACCUGACUGAGCAAAUGUUUACAAGAGAAGAAAGAAUAUAUACCACAAAUGACGUAUUCCAUACGUAUACAAAGAAUACAAAAAUUACAACUACAUUACUAUGGUUACAUCCAAUUAUUAAACUAAAACUAAUCUCUUACACAUGUUAUCUAAUAGUGGGCGUUCCUGACAUUCCACACAUGUGCCCUGGUCCAAGAUAGUUGCACAGCAGUUUUAGCCAUGUGAGUACUGAACCUGUCUUAGACACCCUGUAGCUUCUACCACAGUACACAAAAAGGAAAAAAUAUCCUUUUUGACUUCAUAAUGGCAAUCAGAUUUCUCCCUGGCAUAGCAACCUGUUCGCAUGUAUAUUAAAUAAAGUUUUGAAAAAUGUGUUUUCUCAAACAAGCCAUGUAGGUCUUUUUUUUAGAAAUAUCUACAGAAUCUGAUAAGACAACCUCUUUAAGCACAGAAUUCCAUACCUUUAUUCUUCUUACUGUAAAGAACAUUUUCUUUUGCAGUAAGCAAAAAUUUAUCUUUUCCAGCCUCAAUGGAUGACCACUUGUCUGUUGUAUAUUCCUGCUAAAGAACAGGUUAGGAUAUAACAGUUUGCACUGGCCGCGCGCGCAUUCAAAUUGUCCAUAGGAAAGCAUUUCUCAAUGCUUUCCUAUGGAAGCUCUGCGCGAUGGAGGAGAAAUGUGCCUCCAGCGUCGCGGAAGCGGCCUCUAGUGGCCAUCAGGGAGACAGCCACUAGAGGCUGGAUUAACCCCAAAUGUAAGCAUAGCAGCUUCUCUGAAACUGCUAUGUUGGCAUCUGGAGGGUUAAAACCUGAGGGACCUGGCACCCAGACCACUUCAUUGAGCUUAAGUGGUCUGGGUGACUAUAGUGUCCCUUUAAAUCAUUACACAUUCCUUUUUGUUUAUUAUUAGAUGCCUUGGUAUCUGAGAAUUUAACAUAGCAAUUGUAAAGUAAAGGAUCGUUAUUUGUAUAAAUAUAAUUACCAGCAUUAAGUCUGUAUGAAGAUUGAACGUAUAUCAUUGGUAUGUGUACUUUUUAUUUAUUUACAAUUAUCCAAUAAGGUAUACCACACAAAAUGUACACUUCAAUUUAAUGUAUUUGUAAUUAAUUGUGAUGCCAUUUUGCACUCUAGGUAUAUUAUCUCUAUUGGAUGUGACAGAAGGAUCAGUAUUUUCCCAGUAAGUGUUAACUGCUGUACACACAUGACUAUAGUAAUUAGAAAAGCAUAACACUAAUGAAAAGGGAUAACUCACAUUUGCAUGCACAGAAUGGUACAAUUCAAAUAAGGUAUAACAUAUAGGCUUUAAUACCUGAAUCAUAAAAAGAACUAGUGAACGUUGGAUGUCCAAAUUAUAAGUCAUAUGCGCAUGUUAAAGGGAAACUAUAGGCACCCAGACCACUUUAGGCCAUUUAAGUGGUCUGGGUGCAGUGUCCCUGUCAGUUUAACCCUGCAACUGUAAUUAUUGAUAAACUGCAAUUGUUACCAGUGGUGUAUCCUGGUUUUGUGCUGACAAAACUCAAACAGCCACUAGAGGUACUUCCAGGUCAUUAGGCAACUUUUGGUCACCUAACUGAAGCUGAAUGUCUUCACAUUUUGCACGAGGACAUCAAGGUUCAGCAAAAACCCCAUUCUUUCCUAUGGGGUAGUCCUAAAGCAAAUGCGGCACUUGCCGCGCAUACGCAUUAGGACCCCUUGCCGGCUGAUGUCGGUGUAGGAUGAGCUGAGGCAGAGCCUGACCCAAUGCCGAGGGAUAUCAGCCCUCGAAUCAGGUUAGUGACAGAAGGGUUUUUAACCCUUUCAAUGCUACAGGUUGGUGGUGGGGGGGCACUAUUGGGUACUGUAGUGCUAGGAAUAUAACUUUUUAAUACUUGCACUUUAGUUUCCCUUUCAAAAGACACUUUAACAACUGCAAUGCACUGUAAUGGCUAUGGUACCAGGAGUUUCCUGGUGCCACCCAUUGUAAGUAGUGAAACUAUUUUAGAACGGUUUGACUUCUUUUUAGUUGUUUAUAAUGGAGGUGAUGAAUGGCACCUGACAAAGCAAAGUUAAGAAGGCACUCAAGGAACCAUAACCACUACAGCACACUUAACUUUGAAUCCCUAGCAAUUCCCAAGUGCAUAACUCUGUGGGAAUUAAUAAAUACAUAUCAAAUUAUGGGUAAUUAAUACUGAAUUGCAAAAUUCAUAGAAUAUUCAGCCUGAAAAUAGCUUAUUAGUAUAAUAUUUUCUAAUCUGAACUUUUUGCCUAAGCUUUGAAAUUCAUUUUUCAGGUCACUAUAAUUUGUUGUUCAGAAAAUAAACCCCUGCCUAUCAUCAUUUUACUUCUUGUAGUACAGGCGUGCCCAAAAGGUAGAUCCCCACAUGUUUUAAAACUAAAGCUUCCAUUAUGCUUUGGCAUUCUAAAAGCAUUCUUAAAGGCAUUAUGGGAGCUGUAGUUCUACAAUGUCUGGAGUUCUAUCUUUUUGGCACCCCUGUUGUAGUAUACAUGUUGAUAUCAAUAGUAAUUCCAGUUAGGGAUAUUCCCUAAAAGGGUCACUGUCUGGCUUUUCAGAAUUGCCCUGGAUGUACUUGUGUUGCUGUAUGUAGUAUGUAGCUGUAAUAACUAUUAUCUUUUUUUUCUCCAAAGGAUCAUCAAGAUGCAGUGAUAUCUGAAGAUGAAUAUCCACAGUGCAGUUUGAUUAACAAUAUGGUAAAGAAUACCAAGUCUAACACUUAAAGAAUCACUAUAGGGUCAGGAACACAAACAUGUAUUCCUGACCCUAUAGUGUUAACACCACCAUCUAGCCCCCCUGGGCCCUCCAUGCCUCCAUAAACAAAUAUGGUAAAAAUCUUACUGUAUUCAAGCCUGAAGCUGUAAAUCUGCAUGCUGUUAGACUCAGAAAAACAAGCAGUCUGCUGACAUGUGGUAGCCUGAUCCAAUCACAAUGCUUCCCCAUAGGAUUGGCUGAGACUGACAAUGAGGCAGAUCAGGGGCAGAGCCAGCUUGAUUCAAACACAGCCCUGGCCAAUCAGCAUCUCCUCAUAGAGAUAAAUUGAAUCAAUGAAUCUCUAUGAGGAAAGUUCAGUGUCUGCAUGCACAGGGAGGAGAUACUGAAUCACAGGAUGCUGUGCACAGUGCUGCCCUGUGCUCUGCUGACAGCAGAUCUGAGUGGAUGGAGGCAUAUUAUUCCUCCAUCAACUCCGAAGUCCCUCUGGUUCACUUUGAGUGACUGCAACUGUUUCUAGCUUUCAAUGUAAACACUGUAUUUUCUCAGAAAAUACAGUGUUUACAUGAGAAAGGCCGCAGGGAGCUAUAGUUCUCACCUGAACAACCUCAUUAAGCUGAAGUUGUUCAGGUGACUAUAGUGUCCCUUUAAUUCAAAGAUUUACUUAAGUAUACAAAAUCACGCCUGUCCUUUUAGUAUUACAAAGUAAAUACGAAUAGCAUAUGCAUCAACAGCAUAGUUUGUAGACCGCAUUAAACCAGAGCAGGAGUGAACGAAGGGAAAAGGGAGAAAGUAGCAGGGAAAAUAAUUAAAGGACCACUUUUUGUACCAUAACAACUUCUUUACAUAUCUUCUUUUACUCACUUUUCUAAAUGCAAGCUACUGACAGGCUGAGAGCAACAACUGAUCAUCAUCAGUGGCCGUUAGACUUUGUCAGACUUUGGGGUUAAACCAUUCCUUUUAAAGUUUAAUCUGUUCUGGUAACAAGGUGCCUGGGACAUCAUUGCACCAUAACAACUUCAUUGCGAUAUUAUUCUGGUGCUCCGGCUGUCCCAUUAAUUGUUUUUGUUGAAAGAUGAUUUUAUAAAGCUGUAAGCUCUUUAUGAAAUACACACGCUGACUGGAUUGGAAUUUUGUUGAAAUUUCAUUGAGGGACACUAGUAUGCCACCUCACACUGCUUGAAAACCACUGAUGUAAAUCCAAGUUUCAGAGGAUGAUUAGUGAAAGCAAGAGAAAGAGUAGUGAAGCUUAGUGUCCUUCACAUUUGGUGAUAAUAAUGCUUUAAGGUAAUUGGAAGUGUGACAGUUGGUGCCCUAUGGGAGAUAGCACAUCUCGACAUGCUGGUAACUUGACUGGGAAUUAAAUACUAAAACUGUUUGUUUACUAGCACUAAAUACAAAUGCAGUUUGUUAUUGUCUAUAGUACUACAGAGUUAAUGAUCUCUGAUGAGCUACAGAUGGGCUGCCUGAUGAGCUACAGAUGGGCUGCUAAAAUGAAGUGGAUGUAAUUAGAUUGUUUGGCUCCAUCUAAUUCUAAAAGAAAGAAUUUGUGCCUGAUUAUCAGAAUUUUACAAAUGUAUAUAAUAUUAUUAUUACAUAUAAGGCGCCUACUAAUUCCACAGCUAUGUAUCUUAAUUCACUUGUGUCUUGUUGCUCGCAGUAUUCUAAUGUAGCUUGAGAAAGUGUGUUGUUUAACAAGACAGUUGCUAGGAGUUUAACAUAGCAAAAGUGUUCGAAUGAGAGAAGUAGUCUAACAACAUAAUUAGUGUUUUCGAGGGCAAUUGUAUAAUUAGACAGAGAGAGUAGACACCUGUCUAACAGCAUGUCCAAAUGGUGGACCUUGGGUUCUUACAAUACCCUGACCAAAACUCCCUGUGCACCCCCCCCGAAGCACUUGGUAUUUUCUUUGAUUAUCAAGACAUGAAUCAUGGCUCCUGGACUAUGUGAGAUCUCUGCUUGGCCCUGCCUACCCUCCUUUAGAUAUCUACCUACAACUGCCACAAUGAGAGGAGGGAGAAAGGGGGGAGAAAUAGAGCAGGAAUGGCCACCUCUUACAGCAGGCCCAAUAAACAACUAAAUGGCCACCUCGUUAAGGUACAUACUACAUGCAGACAUACACACACAGAGAUAGAUACAGACACAUGCACACCUACAUAUACAGACACACUCACUGUAUGUGUUUGUGUGUAUACACCAUUUUCUAUCAUAUUUAAAUUAUUUUUGCUUUUUUUGGGGGGGGGGAGUGGAUUUGGACAAAUGCAUGGGAGGGUUUCUCUACCUUUCAAUGCUCAAGGUGUAACUACAGCCCUAUAAUAUAUAUAUAUAUACAAUAAAAAGGUGAACAUCUGUUUUAUUGUAUAUAUCUGUUUUGUUUUUCACAAGGUUAAGGGAACCUUAACCUUGUUGGUGAAUUGCAGCUUAUUUAUAGAUAGAUAGCACUUAUUUCUGUUUUUUACUAUAAUAUAUAUAAAAGGAUUCCUUGCACCACUUUUUACAUUACAUUAUCCAACCACAAUUCUCCAUCUUCCUGUACCUGGCGUUAUCUACACUCUAAUAAAAGAUUACAAAUUUAAGAAGAAAUGUUGCAAAUGUGAGCAUUCUGUUUUUGUCUAUAAAGCCCAUUUAGACAUCUUUAUACAUAGUGUUAAGACACAAAGGUAAACAUAUGACUGUCACGGUGCCAGAUCAGUGCGGUCGCACUAAAGGAGUGAGAGGUUACUCACCUUACAUCCAGAGCCUCUCCCUCCGUGCAGUUCUCCAUACAGCGGCCAGGUCCAGCGUUAGAAAGGCUGCUGCAAGGCAGCUCUAUAUAAUAAUGCCGCCCACAAUGACGUCACUAAUGACGUGAACGUGUGUGCGGCAUCACGUUUUCGCCAAGCAUGCACGUUCUGCGGUCAUGGGACCCAAAACAACCAAUAGCAGGAUUUUCUGGUUUAUUUAAACCCAAACCUGCAUUGAUUCAGUGCCCUGUCAGGGUUUCCAUCCUGUCGGUUAUCCAAGAGCGCGUUCCUGAUACUGUUUAUUGAUCUUGGCUUAGCUUGACUUCCCAUAUGUCUGGGAUCCCUGACCCUUUGGCUUUGUUCUUAUCGUAUAUGUUCCUUUCUGUAUUCCUGACGGCUCGUGAAUGUUUAUUCUAUUACAUUAAAUCCGGCCAUUCUAAAGCCUGAUAAUACAUUGUUACGGUUUGUCUUUAUUACUUAAUUCUGCAUGUUGGGUCACUGGUUCAUCCUGACAAUGACCAAAUACACAGUUAUUUAUACAAAAACCGUACAUAAUAUUUUAUUUCUAGCAUUAUGCAUACUCUGGUGAAUCUUACCUUUGCAUGAGCAAUGCAUCUUAUUGGGCAAAUUUUUGUUUGGUAGCCAAUGAAAACAGGCAUCCAUUUAAAGGUACACUCCAUGGGCACCAAAACAAUUAAUCUAAAACGAUAAAACAAGUUAUUUUGGUGCCAGGAGGUCCCUGGAGACACUCUUACCUGAAGGAGUUAUGUCCACUUCUCCCCUGGUGGCAUCUGGCUUCAGAAAUUUGAGAUUCAGCUGUCGCUCUCAGCCAAUCAGUGACUACCCAUUCACUAAACUUGCUUGAGAAAGGUAUGUUUCUUUCCAAGCCAGUUUAGUGAAUGGGGAGUCACUGAUUGGCUGAGAUUGUCAGCUGACCGCUCUCAGCCAAUCAGCAGGGCCCCUGCCUGGGGGCACUUCGUGCUUCCUGAAUCUUAAAAUUCUGAAGCCGGAUGCCGCCAGUGGAGGAGUGAGCAUCACCAUUGGAAGAGACUUUGGGGUUAAACCAUUUGAGAACCGUUCAAGAAAGAGUGCCUCCAUUAGCUUCCUAGCACCAAAACAAUUUUAUUUAGAUGAAGUUGUUUUGGUGCCUGGAGUGUACCUUCAGUUUAAUUGAGGGUAAAUCUAUAAAAAUAACUUGCAAAUGUUGCAGAUCUCUUAUCUAAAGUCUUUGCAAGCCCUCCUCUUCUGUGACUGUCCAAUGCAGCUCAAUGAGAAGUCUUUGUAAGGCACAUGUUCUGAGCAGUUGCUUCCUCUUCAGUUUAGUUCAACUGAGUUAAACAAACUAGAAAGUAAUAGCACUGAUUGUCUGGGGGCGUAACAAGGUUACUUUAUAAAAUUUCUGUUGGAAUCUGCAGUUUUUGUAAAAUGAAAAAGAGCACACAAUCUUCACACACAAAGCACUUCAAUAAAAACCAAAAUUAUAAGUAAAAAAAUUGCACUGAAUAAAAUUACAAGUAAUUAUAUUAUCAAGCAGCACCAUGAAAAGUGCAAUAACCCAAAAAACACUUCAAGUAAUAUAAACCCCAAAAAGGUGUGCUGUGCCUUUAAAACAAAUUGUUUCAUGCGCCAAUAGCAUAUCAUCCAUAUAUAAUGUGCUUAACUACAAAGUGCACAAUGCAUUGACAGUAAAUCUAUAAAACAGGUUGAUGUGUUAUUGGCACAUGAAACAAUUUGUCUUAAAGGCACAACAAACCUUUUAGAGAUUUAUAAAGCACUUCAGCAAGUGUGUGGAGUGUCUCUUUUACUUUUUCUGACCUCCACCUAAAAUAGCAUUACAAAGAACUCUGCUUUCCUCCAGCUCCUGUUCAUAACUAUCUGUAUAAAUGUAUGUGAACAACUUCAAUGACUGCAACUUGAAAUGCCUUCAGUUAAACGUUUUACAAACCACUAAACUAGAUGUAUACAUUUACAUAUAACAAAUGGCUGUUAAUAUAAAUGUCCAUUCUGGUGUCUUUCCUUCAAUGCACAGCGAAAAGAGAAUGAAGAAGGAAAGUUCUGUGUUGCUUUCUUACCACCAAAUCUCGUAGCAACAACCAGUUAUAAUGGUGAAAUCAUGCUGUGGAAUCUGGCAUCGGGGCACAUAUUAAACCGUCUAAUUGCUUCUACAUGUGAGGAGCCAGAGAAUGGAACAGAUGCUGGUACAUCAACUCUUAUAUAUCAUCUUUCAUGAAAUAUUGCUAAAACGUAGUAGCGGUUAUGUUCUCCGUUAGUACAAGAAUAGGACACUAUUAUUCCCUGUUUAACCCCUUAAGGCCCAAACUUCUGGAAUAAAAGGAAAUCAUAACAUGUCACACAUGCCAUGUGUCCUUAAGGACCGUCCUUUGGCUCGCAGGUACAGAGAGCCCGCCUGCAGGAAAAGAGAAGGUCUCUUUGUCCCGGCAGGCACCGCAAAGCCCGCCUAACUCCCCAGUGCCCCAGAAGUGCCCACACCAAUCUCGAAGCUCCGCUCGUGAGGUCUCUGUGUGAAACCCUGCUCCCCCUGGACGGUAUUCGUCUGUACGAAAUGGCGGCCACUUAUGUUGCAAGUGCGAAUGCUCUGAUUCAUUGGUGUGAAUGUUCUAAUGGGGCACUGGGGAAGUCCUCGUUUGGGAAACAAACGAGUUGGGAAAAAAUCCACGAACUCUGCACGAAUGGUGGCCAGCCGGAAGUGUGCUCACUAAUUGUUUCCCUUUCCGUUUGCGGUUUGACACUAUGUUGCAAGGUAUGAAGAUUCUUAGCUAAUAUUCUAAAUGGGGUAUCGGGGUGGUCCCCGUUUGGGAGGCGAAUGGAUUCCCUUCGUGGAAGCACUCCUGAACGGGGAGCAGGUAGAAGAUACGAAAAGAUGGGGAAACACACAUCAUAUCAGACAGGCAAUUCACGGACCUGCAGCGGUCCCACCACUGAGGGCACCCUCACAGGUGUCGGGGAGAACCUAAAUAGGUUGAUUAAAACUAUAGCAUUAGGAAUAGAUGUUGAUAUUCCUAACACUAUAUAGUGUUCUAUUAAAAGAUUACUCCAAGCACAAUGACCACUUCAGUGGAGUCUGUGUGUGUUUAUUUUAGCUGCACAUACAGAGAUAUUUUAAAUUGCUGCCUGAGAUGUAACUACACUUCGGGUAGCACCAUCAGCAAGAGUUCUCAUGCAGUCUUUAAGGGACCCAAAUAAAAGAGCAUUCCAUUCUUUUGGAAAACCGCAACAGGGUACAGUUAGCACCAUAACAACCACAGUGGGCUGUACUGGUUAUAAUAGAUGAAAUGAUAGAAUUUCUGGCGCUUGUUUGUUUUGCGUGUGUCUGCUUAAACUUCCCAAACCCGAGUCUCCUGCUUCUGGGGGUAUGGUGGGUAAAAAGGGAAAUGCAGGAAAGCAGUACUGGCUAUACUGGUUAUAAUGUUUGUAGUAACCCUUUAAGGAAAAACUGAUUACCACAGAAGUAUAAAAUCAUUAAAGUUGGCGUGCUCUUUAUUGUAAGUAUGGUGGCUCCUCUUAAAGGCCAUCUAUAACAAGCAGGUAUUCUUUUAUUUGCAGAUGAUUUAAUCAUAAACAAAAUAGCUUUCAUCCACACAAGGACUGAACAGAAGGAUGAAUCCGCUGUUUUAGUUGCCAGUGGCCCACAAGGUAAGUUCCAUUUCUACUUCUUGGCAGUGGUGUAUCCUGGUUUUGUGCUGCCCUAGGCAUUACAAAACUCAGGCACCCUGCCCCGCCUUUUAAAUACACACACACAUUCACUGACAUACACACUCACUAACAGACACAUAUAGUCACUAGCAGACACACACAUUCACUAACAGACACACAUACACUCUCACUAACAGACACACACAUAGUAACACACUCCCUAACAGACACACUCCCUGACAUACACACACUAACAGAUACACACUCACUAACAAACACACACACUAACAGACAAACAUACACAUUAACAGACAAAUACACACUCACUAACAGACACACUGACACACUCACCAACAGACACACACACACUCACUUUUUUUUUUAAAUUCAACCUCCCCCAGCCUCCUUACAUUUAGGAAUGCUGGGGGCUGGGGGGUUCUCCCUUUCCCUGGGGUCCAGUGGCUGCUGGCUGCUGGGCGGGCGGCGCUGGCGAGGGAGCACUGAUUAGUGAACUCUCUGCUCAGCUCCCUCGCGCGCCACAGAGUGAUGCCGGGAGCCGGAAUAUGAUGUCAUAUUCCGUAUCCCGGAAUCACUCUGCGGCGCGCGAGGGAGCUGAGCAGAGAGCUCAGGGGAAAGUGCUCCCUCGCCAGCGCCGCCCACCCGCCCGACUGGAUUUUUUUUUAGUUAGCUGCAAGGCUAACAAGACAUUUGCCCUUGGCAUUUGGGGGGCGGCUUUUUUUGCCACCCCCUGGAAAAUGCCACCCAAGGCAAAUGCCUUGUUUGCCUCUUGCUACUAUUAUGGAGGCAGACAUUGAAAAGCUUUACCUGUGCAGAAUACCAAUAUAUCUUUAGUCAAAAAGAAAAACAAGCACUGAUUUAACGGUUUUCAAAUGCAAUAUCUGUAAAUUCUGCAUAUAACAAAUACUUUACUUGUUUUUUAUUUGAAUACCUCUGAUGUCUGUUAAUCAUUUACAAUUAAUUAAUAUAUUUGUAAAUUUUUUUAUUUAGAACGUUUAACUAUGUGGAGACUCUUUAAGGACUUUUCUCAUCCAUACUGAAUGGAUUGGAUUAUUAGUAGGCUAAAGGUUUACUCUGUUCAAUAAAUAUGAAUUCCGCCAUAACAGUCUAUGGGAAUAUUGCUAAUUGAUAAGCAUAGUAAGCCCCCCUUCCCUAAUAAGACAAUCCAGUCCCAUUAAUCAGUCUUGUAUUCAUAAUAUAUCUCCAAAUAUGUCAAUAAUAUAUAUUACUUAAAUAUACAUAAAUAUGUUACCUCUUUUGAAGAUGACGCUAACACUGAAAUCUUUUCUCUCUUUUUGAGGAAGUAUUGAGACAUACACUUUAAUAUAAAUAUACGUUACAUAUAUGAAUACUUUUGCUACAUAAUAUGGUAUUAUUUAGUUAUAUUUUUUUAGAUGAAUUUUUGUGUGGCAUGGUUUUUUAACUUGUACAAUAUAUUUAACCUUUUAUUACUUCUAGUGUGGAACUCCGUUUGUGGUUUGGGCCAUUAGAGACCACUGUAACGUAGCUCCAAUAUUUUUUUAAUGACUAUUAGACGUAGCUCCAUUGUCUAUGGAGUUAGGUUACAGUCAGUUCAUUACUGAAGCUCUUUCAGUGUCUCUUGGGAUUCCAACGUAUACAAACUGUCAGUUUGCAAUCACCCAUAAAAUCCAUACAUUAUAAUCUAUAUCCACAAUGGGAGAAAUCUUGCAAUGUGGUGUGAGAUAUAUAUCUCCCAGUGAAUGUGCAGCUACAAUGCCACAAGUACCAUGAAAUUAGCCAAAUUAAUCUUCCAGAGGUUUAUGUAAGACAAGACAUGAAGUGUCUAGUAAAAUAUCCCCCUAUUUCUCACUCAAAAUAGGGCAAAUGUUACGAGGAAAACAACUUUCACCUCUAAAUACUCUGAUAAAAACACAUAUUUUUCCUCUUUUUAAUCUUGAUUAUCAAAAAUCAUUUUAAAUGUACUGUUAUCCUUCUAUUAUCAAAAAAAAUUACCUGACACUUUUCCUUAACUGACCUCUAAAGUCACUUCAUCUUCAUUGUAUUAACUUUACAAUGUUAAACCUUUUUUUGAAAAAAUAAAAUAAAAAUUGUUUCAUUGAGAAAAAAAUGGCACAAUAAUGAAAUAGUUCUUACAAAGUGGAGAGAGCGCUAUGGAAUAUGUUGCCGCUACAUAAAUGCUAAUAAUAAUAAUAGUUACAAAGAUAGCUUUGGCACGUACAAUCUUCUUCUUUUUGCUCAGUUAUAUGUUUUAUUUUGUGAUUAAAGUACAUGUGUACAUUGUAGAGCGUUGUAGAGAGAUAUAUUUUUGCCAGUUUACUUAAUGUGAUUGUGAUGCCUUAAUGCAGGAAUAUAUAUAUUUUUUUUCCAGGACAGAUCACUUUUUGGAAUAUUUCUGGUGGAGGCAGUAUCUUUGGGAGGUUUGCUGGUGUAAGUGUUGAAUAUUUAUAACAUGAGUUACGGUAAUUGGAUUCAGGCCUUUCCCUGUAAUAAAAUGUCUCCUUAAUGACCGGUACAAGAGGUUUUGUGCAAAGGGCAGUUUAGAAGCAAAUGUCUGAAAGUGAAGCACCUGUAGGACUGACCAAACAACCUUUAGAGCUUUGCCCCAUGAAUGCCUUAUAUACUUCAGUCAUAAAGGCACACUAUAGUCACCACUUCAGAUUAAUGUAGUGGUUCUUGUGUCUAUAGCCUGUCCCUGCAGGCCUUUUAAUGUCAACGCUGCCUUUUAAUUGUGGGGGCAGCACACUUAGGGCUACAUAUAGGGAGCAAGAUUUGAACUCCACACGUAAAAGGAAUCAGUGGACCCCCAAGAGUUGGCAAGUAUUUCCACAGAAUAGCAAAAGGGUAGGAGAAAGGCAUCUUACGAAGGGAACUUGUUUGCACAAGGGCUGAAUAAGCAUGUGUGAGUGUGUGUUGUGGCUGUAUGUCUGUUUCUCUAUAAUUGUGUGCCUCUAUGUCUGAAAAUAUAGAGGACUGUAAAACUCUUAAACCAUUCAAAGCAUAAGUUGAUGUUGGAUAUAGAGCGAGAGUGGGAAUAUUAGAGGGCUUAAAUCAACCUAAUUGGGAGGGGCCAUAAAAUGUAACCUUUGGCUGAAGCCCCUGGCAGCAAUGGAGAACAGGUAGGUUUAAAACCGUUUUACUCCAUUUUGAAAGGGUGGAUGGGCUAAACCGAUACUCCAGCAACAUAAUGUUAGGAACACGUUUAUAUUCGUAAUACUAUAGUAUUCCUUUAAAGUGUCACAUGCCGAUCCCUGCCAGGUGAUUGCAGUACAAUAGUUCUGAUGCCUGCUGACAUUGUCCGUUGUUGUUUUGCAGUCCCAUUAUAUGUCUGUAGUGAGUGACCUAGCUAUCAGUGAAGAUGGAUCCCUCCUGUGUGCAGCGGACAACAUGCAUUAUGUGUAUCUCUGGGAAAUAUCACAAUAUGCUCUGCAAGAACCAGAGGUGGAGCCCCCUACAUGUGAGUUACAUGCUUUGCAUUGUACAUACUGGAAUAAUGCAUGUGAGAUGUAAGAUACAUAUAUAUAUAUAUACAUAAUGGAUUGCUGUGAGCUGUAUGAUGGUAUCUUCUGGGAGAUCCUGUACAUGAACUGCUAAAAUUAAUAUUAUGUCUUUAUUUCUCUUUAAAUAGUGCUUCAUUGUUGGAGAGCACACCAGCAUAAUAUCACCAGGUAUAUUGGAACCAUUCUUUUUAUUAAUGGUAUUAGCAUUUGUAUAUAGCACUAAUAUAUUCCGUACAGCACUGCAGACACUGACUAAAGGGUGUUACAAGACUGUGUGUCACAGAGAAACAGACUGACUGAAUGGGUUUGGAGGGACCAGCUAAUAAAUGUGAGAUCUAGAAGGGAACUGGGCAGCUCGUGGAAAUGGAAGCUGGAUUGUAGAGGUUAUAAGUGUUAGAUUUGGUAUAAUAAAAUAUUAAUUCACCUGUUCUAGUAUUCAAAUAAAACCAAUAAACCAACUAAGAAAUGUUUAAAGCCAACAUUUGCAGCCUCCUUGCCAUAAUCAAUGAUCACAUGAUAUAUGUGACAAUGCGACCUACAUUUUACUGCCAUCUAUCACAUACUUUCCUAGGAGCAGUAAAGAAGAGAUCGAGUACUUUACACAGCUCCUUCAGGUUCUGGCAUCAGAUAAAGAUUGUGUUGGUGUGGAGUAGAAUCUGGCAGCCUUUUAAUUUGGAGGGGGGACGGCAGAGCACGCAUCUGUUAAUCUGUACUUUAGUUACACUUCUGAUAUUUCACUUAUUUCGUGAGAAACUUCAGUAUUUGUUCAAUAAAUAUUUAAAGUCUCACCAUUUUUUUUUUUUAAUCAGAGUGAUACCUGUGAUUAAACACAUGCUGGUAAUUACUUCUUCUUCGGAUUUCACCUUGAAGCUGUGGUCAAUGCAAGGAGAAUAUAUGGGUAUGUUCUAGGUUUGGUAUAAAUGUGCAUGCUUUUUGCUUUUUGUGCUCUAUAUGGAUGCCCAGGUGUUGUAUGCAGUGAUCUUGCAUUUUCUCCCAAGUAACAGUGCGCCUGUUGGCUCACAUGCAACCAAAGAGCCCAUUUAUCCCCGCGGGUCUUUGUCUGCAGACUCCCUGACUCUCAUGAGAGAAUUGGGCUGGAAGCUGCUUGUCAUUACCAAUGAAAGACUGGUCAUGUCCCUGGCACUGACUGCAAGCCCCCUCUUUUUCCCCAGCACAGGUUUGUCAAAGGCUGCAGACAUGUGAUCAGCAGCUUUUGCAAGCUGUUUUUAGAUUUGCUGCCAAUAAAAUAAUAAAUGCAUGCAUGUUUUCUUUAGGGGCAUACCUACAAAAUUGUUUUUGUUGUAAAAAAAAAAAAAUUGCAUUGGAGUGUUCAUUUAACCUUUUAAUUCAGAAUGUCACCAAUGGCAGAAGGAAUUGACAAAUUACAUGGAUGCUCCACCUUUUCUCAACCUGGACCUUAAAUAAAAAAAGAAGUCUCUGAUUAUCUGAUCUUUUGAUUUGUGCUGGAAUUUCAGUGAAAUUUCAACAUGGUCAUUAUAAGUAUUUCCUAGAUUAUUCUAUCUUUAAGAAAUACUGAAAAGUGUCUGAGCCACUUUAAAGUCAUGUUCAUUAAUUUAUGUGAUUUGUUUCUAGGGACAUUUGGUCAAACAAAAUCAUGGCAGAUUAAAAUAACAGCAUCCUCGAAAGAGCAAGAUUUUGACACCAGUAUGAUUGCUCAGGUCCAAUCACCUCUGUCAGAGAGGGGAGCCAAUUCUGAGGAAUCACCAGAAAAUCAAAUCAUUCCUCCGGAGGUGAAACUUGUUCCUUGUAUAUAGUGCAACACAAAUGUUUUACACAAACUGCACUUUAAAAUCAGUUGUUACCAUUUUGUUUGUGGUUUAAACCUGUACAUUUUGCAUAAGUGUACAUGAUAAAGUUUUUAUUUUUUGUAUAUAGAACAGUGGGACUAUGCAGACAUGUUUUUUAAAAUCAUAAUUUAUUUAGCGUAAUAGAAUAUUAACAUAGUGAUACUGAAAUAUUAAUACUAUAGAGACACUGUUAUAGGCAUGUUUUAUAUCUCUUUUUUUAACGUUAGGCAGAAUUAGCUGGUGAUAUAAAAAUCUACUAUAAUUGGAUAUUACUACAUUGCUGUAAUGUCUGUACAAUAGAAUUACCGGGUCUAAUUACAUAAUCUAUAGAUAUAUUGUAUGUUUGAGUCCCUUCUGUUAAACUGAGAUCUAUUGAAAAACUCUACAAAGGCAAACAUUGGUUACAGGCAGUCAGCAAACACAGAUAACCGAAAGUUAAAACUUACUAUAUACAAGAUCCAACUUUUUUUUAAGUGAAAAGAUCUUAGGGACUUUGACAAGGACCAAAUAGUGAUGGCUUGUUGGGUGUUUCUGGUAUGCAGUGGUUAGUACCUACCAAACAUGGUGCAAGGAAGGACAACUAGUAAACCAGCGUCAUGGGCGCCCAGGGUUCACUGAUGCAUGUGGGGAGCAAAGGUUAGCCUGGCCAGUCAGAUCACGCAGAAGAGCUGAAAAACCUAAUGUUGACCAGGAUAGAACGAUGCCAGAACACAAAGUGCGUCACAAUUUGCUGGCUGCAUAGCCGCAGAUCAGAGUGGCCAUGAUGAUCCCUGUCUACAACCUAAAUCACCUUCAAUGAGGAUGUGAGCAUCAGAACAGGACUUUGGAGCAAUGGAAGAAGGCUGCCAGGUCUGAUGAAUCACAAUUUCCUCUAAAUCAGGUGCUGGGUCUUGACACUCAUGUGGAUGUUGCUUUGAUACAUACGACCUGCCUAAAGUUUGCAGACCACAUAUAGCUCUUCGUGACAAUGGUGUUCCCUGAUGGCAGUGGCCUCUUUCAGCAGGAUAAUGUUAAUGCUAAUGUCUUGGUGCCAGAUACCACAGGUCAUGUUCAGAGGUCUUGUGGAGUCCAUGCCUCGCGCCUUGACGCAUCAGAGCUGUUUUGGCAGCACUAGGAGGACAUAGACAAUAUUAGUCAGUUGGUUUUAAUGUUGUGGCUGAUCAUUAUAUAUUAUGUUAGUUUGUUUUCAAUUGCUCAUUUAAACACCCCGAGAACAUUAACAAGGAACAAUACAAUGAGUUUACCACCUAUGAUUUAUUAAUAUUGCAUUUUAAUGAAGCUAUUCUACAUAACUUAGUACUAAAACAUAUAUAUUCGAUUUUAGAUGCCCGCUCAUGUAAUUUUUGUAGAUGACAAAGACAUUGCAGAGGAGCUAAAGAAAAGAAAUCUUCUAAACUCAAAAAGCAGGUAAUGCCCUUACACUUUACUAUCAUACAGCAUUUGAGAGGCAAGGUGGAUGGAAAUUCUAAAAUAUGAAUUAAUGCUUUAAAGAACAAUUAUUGAAUACUUGGUUCUAUAGUUUAUGUGCAAGGAAAAAAAAUACAAUGUAUUUUAAAUAUAUAUUUUUGAGAAUGUAAAUAAAUUCUGCCAAACCACAAGAUUAUUCAGUAAAGUCUGGAUUUUGUCAGAAUAGACAAAAUUUUGUAAAAAUGUCAGAAUUCUGACCAUAAUGGCAGUUCUUGUAUUCCAGGCAGAAUGUGGUCAGGGGCGUUCAAUGUCUAGUUUUAAAUCAGUGCUUUUUUUUCAUUCAAAACCAAAAUGUAGGAUUUGGAAUAUGCACAAAACAGUGAUUUUAAACAAAAUCCAGCAGGAUGCACAUUUGCAAAUUAUCCUUCACUUGCUUUUGCAAGUGAACAAUAAUUUGUAGUACUAUAUGCCCACUAGUAGCCAGCAUGUAAAUAGUUAAAGAAACUCUUUGAUGCUGCAAGGGCCAGCACAUUAAAAAAAUUAAAUAAAUAACUAAAUCAAUGUGGGUCAAUAUUAGUAUAAGGGAGGCAUUUCAAUUUCAUACAUACUAUCUACAUAUCUAAUGGUGGGUGGGCAGAUCACUCUGCUUUGGGUGGGAGUAAUAUAUGUGAUAGGGUGGAUGACAUGCUCUUGAUCACUCCCAGAAGUGGGCCGCAGUGGCUAGGUGUCGCCAAAAUGAACAGUCACCCCUUACCCUAAUAAUAGUGAGGAGGCUAAUAAAUCUAAUACAUGUAAGAAAAAGAGGAAAUAAACACUACUUACCUCCAAAAGUCUAUUUCUUUUAAAGUCUUCAUUACUUAAACCACAUCUCCCACCCCCCAAAAAAAAUCGACUAAAACCGUACACUACUAUUAGAAAUUAAAAAAUUACAUCCAAGUGAGGGCUCUGCACAGAAUGAGCUUUCUAUGAGGGAAAAGUCUUUAUAAAGGCUUAUCCAUGCUUUAAAUUGUCAGUAGAUCCAUCUGACUGGUUGACUUGUAAGGCAAGUCUCAUUUCUGUGUAGUAAAUAAAAAUGAAUGGGACGAAAUCUGGCACAAUUAAUUUUUCCGAUAUAUGUAGCCAUUCAAUAAUAGGUGCUGUGUUGUUGAAACGUAAACGUUGUAAAAGAAGCUUUAAAGUUUACUUCAUUCACAAAACAAUGAUUUUCAGAGAAAUUGAAUCUGAACGGGAAAAACUGAUUUGCAAAAACUCUCCAACUCUGGUAUAUUCAUAACUUGGCUGUUUGCCUCAGUUUUAUCACUACAAUUGAAUUCACACCAAUUCUGAAUUCGGUUUUAAUAGCUCAGGAUUAUAGGAGUUACAGUUUACAGUUUUGAGCCAUAGCUAUCUAUACACGUAAUUGUCAGCCAUUUAAAACAAAGCUGCAAAUUAGUUUGAUUAUCUUUCUGAUCAUUAUACGUGAUCAGUGUGGGCCACCUAUUCCAAAGAAUAGUUUCUUAAAAAAUAUAUAAAUAUUAUAAAAACAUAUGACAUUAGAAAAAACAUAUGAAAAACUCAAAUCAAUUGAACCUUUCACAUGCUAACUACAUCUAAGUAGUGUUUGUUUAAUUAGAUUGAGAAUUUUGUUGCUAUAAUUAUAGUUUACAUGAAAUUUGUAUGAGGUUUAUUAAACUGUGUAAUGUAUACAAUGAAUAGUUAAAUACAUUUCUUUCAAAUGUUUAUUUUUAAAAUUAUGUUAAUAAAUGAAAAUGGUAUUGAUCUGGAAGAUAAUAUAUCUGGAAGAUAAUAUAUCUUUCUGGAAGUUUCUGGAAGAUAAUAUAUCAGGUAAUGAUCACAAGCAGAAACAUAUUUACAUAACUAGAAUACAGUGGAUGAGAUAAUGAACUAGAAGUAGUAAGUUAAAUGUGUUAAAGGGACACUAUAGUCACCUGAACAACUUUAGCUUAAUGAAGCAGUUUUGGUGUAUAGAACAUGCCCCUGCAGCCUCACUGUUCAAUCCUCUGCCAUUUGGGAGUUAAAUCCCUUUGUUUAUGAACCCUAGUCACACCUCCCUGCAUGUGACUUGCACAGCCUUCCAUAAACACUUCAUGUAAAGAGAGCCCUAUUUAAGCUUUCUUUAUUGCAAGUUCUGUUUGAUUAAAGUUCAAUUUAGAGAUUGAGAUACAAUUAUUUAAGGUAAAUUACAUCUGUUUGAAAGUGAAACCAGUUUUUUUUUUUCAUGCAGGCUCUGUCAAUCAUAGCCAGGGGGAGGAGUGGCUAGGGCUGCAUAAACAGAAACAAAGUGAUUUAACUCCUAAAUGACAGUGAAUUGAGCAGUGAAAUUGCAGGGGAAUGAUCUAUACACUAAAACUGCUUUAUUUAGCUAAAGUAAUUUAGGUGACUAUAGUGUUCCUUUAAUGUCAUAGAGACCAAUAGAAAACUUAUAAUACUGAUAGAAUAAUGAAUACAUUUCUAACACAUGACUUAACAUUUCUUUAUAGCAGAGUAAAAAUGUCUGGUACGAAACAAGUAUACCUCCAGCCAGCCUAUGGAAGACUGAAUGCAUACAAAUCGUUGGAAAUAUGUGAUUUAAUGAGUGUGUCAACCACCAUCCGAAAGCCAAAUCCAGCAGCAGAACUCAAUGACCCAUACGACCUGGCAUUCUAA
Messenger RNA from Pelobates cultripes (western spadefoot toad), 50135 nucleotides. NCBI's taxonomy places the organism in Eukaryota, Metazoa, Chordata, Amphibia, Anura, Pelobatidae. The record is from the annotation of a GenBank genome assembly.